Pelobates cultripes (western spadefoot toad) is the source of this 62598-nucleotide messenger RNA. Lineage: Eukaryota; Metazoa; Chordata; Amphibia; Anura; Pelobatidae. The record is from the annotation of a GenBank genome assembly.
CCCACACCGUCCCUCCGCCCCCCCUUGUUUAACCCCCAGGAUUCACAGUGCGCGGUGCGGACGGAGUGCGGUGCUGGGCAUUCCCCGAGCGGCUACGGCGUGCGAGGAGUUAAGGCGGUGCAUGCUGGCAGCGCAGUGACCCGCAGCCCGCCGGAAGGACUCGGAGCGGGGGGUGCGCGCGCACUGGCCCCCGGGAGCCCACAGACAGACAAACAGACAGACAGACAGACAGGCUGGUUCCAUUACCCCCCCUCUCUCUCUCACUGGAAGUUCUAUCCUGGUUCUAUCACAGUCUCUGCGUGGAGUAGUGCGGGCAGGGAGCGGGCGCACGGCAGCGGCAGCCCCCAGGAUAAUGCAUGCGGAUUGCAGGCCGGCAUGGAGCUGUGCGCUGUGUCUGUGAGCCGGCUGCUCACUCUGAUCCUCGUCUGCUCGCUCUGCCGGAGUACCAGCGCACAGAACGGUAAGCAGACUGCAACCCCUGUCACUCUCAGCCAGUGGAGAAUUACAACCCCCAGCAUGCUCAGCCAGCCCUGGCCGGCUCACACUUUGCACACACAGUUAUGGACUGUGGCUCCCAGCAUGCUCAGCCAGCCCUGGCCGGCUCACACUUUGCACACACAGUUAUGGACUGUGUCUCCCAGCAUGCUCAGCCAGCCCUGGGAUCUGUAUGUGAUGGGCUGUGUGUGUGUCAUUGAUGGUUAUUGUCCCCAUACCCAUCCAGCCAUCACCAUAUGGGGAGGUAAAUUAUAGCUAAACUGUGCUGCACUCCAGGGUCGCCAUGCUCCCCCACUCAUUGUUUGGACAGGUCAUUGAUGGCUAUUCUCUUACAGACAUUACUUUAUGGGUAGCUCACUGAUGGCUGUUUGUUAAUUACACUAUCCAUGCAGAUCUAGCCAUUGGUGUGUGGGUAGGUGUGCAUGCAGAUCUAGCCAUUGGUGUGUGGGUAGGUGUGCAUGCAGAUCUAGCCAUUGGUGUGUGGGUAGGUGUGCAUGCAGAUCUAGCCAUUGGUGUGUGGGUAGGUGUCUAUGCAGAUCUAGCCAUUGGUGUGUGGGUAGGUGUCUAUGCAGAUCUAGCCAUUGGUGUGUGGGUAGGUGUCUAUGCAGAUCUAGCCAUUGGUGUGUGGGUAGGUGUCUAUGCAGAUCUAGCCAUUGGUGUGUGGGUAGGUGUCCAUGCAGAUCUAGCCAUUGGUGUGUGGGUAGGUGUCCAUGCAGAUCUAGCCAUUGGUGUGUGGGUAGGUGUCCAUGCAGAUCUAGCCAUUGGUGUGUGGGUAGGUGUGCAUGCAGAUCUAGCCAUUGGUGUGUGGGUAGGUGUGCAUGCAGAUCUAGCCAUUGGUGUGUGGGUAGGUGUGCAUGCAGAUCUAGCCAUUGGUGUGUGGGUAGGUGUGCAUGCAGAUCUAGCCAUUGGUGUGUGGGUAGGUGUGCAUGCAGAUCUAGCCAUUGGUGUGUGGGUAGGUGUGCAUGCAGAUCUAGCCAUUGGUGUGUGGGUAGGUGUGCAUGCAGAUCUAGCCAUUGGUGUGUGGGUAGGUGUGCAUGCAGAUCUAGCCAUUGGUGUGUGGUAGGUGUGCAUGCAGAUCUAGCCAUUGGUGUGUGGGUAGGUGUCAUAUGCAGAUCUAGCCAUUGGUGUGUGGGUAGGUGUCUAUGCAGAUCUAGCCAUUGGUGUGUGGGUAGGUGUCCAUGCAGAUCUAGCCAUUGGUGUGUGGGUAGGUGUCCAUGCAGAUCUAGCCAUUGGUGUGUGGGUAGGUGUCCAUGCAGAUCUAGCCAUUGGUGUGUGGGUAGGUGUCCAUGCAGAUCUAGCCAUUGGUGUGUGGGUAGGUGUCCAUGCAGAUCUAGCCAUUGGUGUGUGGGUAGGUGUCCAUGCAGAUUUAGCCAUUGGUGUGUGGGUAGGUGUCCAUGCAGAUCUAGCCAUUGGUGUGUGGGUAGGUGUCCAUGCAGAUUUAGCCAUUGGUGUGUGGGUAGGUGUCCAUGCAGAUCUAGCCAUUGGUGUGUGGGUAGGUGUGCAUGCAGAUCCAGCCAUUGGGGUGUGGGUAGGUUGGUCUGUGGUGGGUAAUGUUUGGUGCUGCUAUUGUAGUUUACAUGUAAGUCCAGCUGCUUCUCUGUGCGUCUGUCAAGGGUGGCUAAUGUUUGGCAGUCCAACAGUAGUGGACUACGGCAUUCAUCCGGAAGACAUGAAGCAAAAAAGUUUAGCAAAUAGGUGUCUGUGCAUCAGAGAGAAUGAUGCUUGAUGCCUAAAAGCUGACCCUUUUGUGGGACAUUGGAUAGAAUGCAUCUAUAGUAACCCUACAGAUGUAUAGAAUUCAUGGAAUGGAUUAUGGUAUGACAUUGGACAGGGCAUCAGAAAUCUCACACCACAUUCACCUAAGCCAAAGAGCUAAAGGUUGGAUUUAACCGGUGUAGAAAACCUAAAAAAUGAAAAAAAAAAAUCACUAAUCCACCCACUGAAAGUGAAAUAUAUUUCAUAAAUAGCCCUUUUAAGCUGUGCUGAACACUUUGAGAACAGACCUGAUAGUCUCAACUGCUAUUAGAAAUGAAGCAGAAAUCUUUGCCAAAUGUGUGAAUUUAUAUUUUAUUACUUUAUAGUGACCUUAUAAAAUUUAAAUAUUGUGUGAUCCAGAUCAUGCAUUGUGUUAAAACACACUGGGGAUCAUUUUUGACACUUUUAUUUUUUUUACAUUUAUGUUUACGAAGUUCUUCACCCUAGAGUCGCACUUCCUAUGGUAAAAAUUAACUCUGAUAUUGCACCCCUGAGUAAUUCCCAUCAGAUGAUGCAUUGGACCUUCACUUUUUAUAUGUAUUAAAAUGCCAGUUACACAGAACUGGAGAAUAUAUAUAUAUAUAUAUAUAUAUAUAUAUAUAUAUUCAUACUGUAAUCCACAGUAUACAAUAGCAGAGUUAAAACGUCUGGCCAAAGUGAUGAUAAAAAAUGCUUUCCAUCUUGGCCAAAAUAAUUCAUUAAAUGCCCCUGGCUUUACAAAGGAUUACAAUAAUUUGGUUAUAGUGGAUAUUAGGAAGCUGAUAUGACUUUAAGGUGACUACACUCUGUCUGGCUGUAUGUGCAAUAGGGAAGACCGCACAUUCACAUCUCAGUGUGGCAAUACUGGAUGCAGUACAAAAACCGCCAUCUCCAGUACAAUAAGAUAAUGAAAAUACUGUAACUCCAUUUAGAUUAAGUGAAGGCUUAAUCCAUUCAAAGUUACACCAAGGUCCACUUUUGGACACCCCUAGAUUAAACAGUCACCAAAUCUAAUUGGAGCUGCAGUGUUUUCAUUAUUUAUUAUUCCUUUUGGGUUUAUGACUGUAUCGGCUGUUUUGGAAUCAGUUGUGUAAUAUUAUGUGAGCUUUUACAAAUUAUUUUGCAAUGAUGGAGAGAGGGAUGUUUAUCCUAAAACUGGUGUUUGGUGGUACUAUCGAAGUCAAGAGGAGAAAGAGAGACUUAAUUGAAUACAUUAGAUUGCCAGUCUCUAAAAGAGAACUGCACACUUGUGUUUAGUAUCUUUAUUUUUUUCAUUUCAAUGAUAUUUAUGGUGUUAACAUAUUAUGGUGCAAUGGGAAUAUUAAAGCACAGGUCUACAUAUUAAAGUGGCCUCUCUUACUACAUGUACAAAACUUGUCUUCAAACAGACAUUGUGAAUCACACGAGUAUGUCAACAAUUAAAUUGACAUGAGCUGCGAACAUAUUGAUUGCCCAACUCCAGACACUGUGACCAUACUGCAAAUUAUUUACUUCUCAGCACUGACUCCUUCAAUUACUUCUUGGGCUAAAUUCGAUUUAAAAUCCUUCUUUAUCUGCAUUCAAUGGCUCUAGAUUGUAAUCAUUUUUAUACCUGCACUUACAUUGUUCCUAUGUCUUAAAUCCCUGUUCCAUAAUAUUUUAAAACCAAAUAGCCAAUAUACACAAAUGUUUAUGCCUGUUAUCAGUGAAGAUUUUGAUGUUUUCAACAUAGUGGUGCUGGGUAUUGGAUGAUGGCGUGGAAGAGGUUAAGCCUUGGUUUUGCAAGGUCCCUUAGAGGCUGAGUACUAAUGAGUAACAGCCCUGCAGUGUCCUGCUGUGUGCUUUCCAAAUAAAACACUGUUCUCUUCCUUAGCUGGACAGGCCUGUAGUCCUUCUUUGAACUGUAUUGUCUAUUUGUCCCUAAAUUCUUUGAAUAACCUUAGAUCAGUCACUGUGCCACAGAAUGGCUUAUACUGGGCUGUAAACAACAUUUUAAACCUUUUGAGUUCCAAAGGGAUAGUGGAUGCCAUUAUGCCUCCUACUCCAGACAGUGGAUGUUCUUUUACUGUUUUUAAUAUGCAUAUUGUUGUGUUUUGCAUGUUGUCUAUAUGUUUAACCACAGUAUCCUUUAAUAUUAAAGAUGAAAUGACUUAAAAAUGAGUAAUACCAGUAAUUCUAGCACAAUUUGGCAACAUCUGAUGUGUACACUAUGUUAAGGGAGCUAUGGUGUGAAAUUCUACUUCUGCAGAAUGACCAAAGACUGGACUUCUAAAAUGACAAAAUCAGCACUAAAGUAAUAAUAAAUUUAAAAAAAACAACAACUUUUAUUUCUUCAUAUCAAAAAAUAGCUUGCACAGACGUCCAUAGGGGGAAGUACCGGAAAACAGGAUCACUGUCUUAACACAUUUCAUACAAUUAGUACUUCAUUCGAGAUGCCGUUUCCCAGUACUAUGAUUUCCCCUGUGGUCUUCUAUAUAUAAAUUUUUUUUUUUUUGGAAGAAAUCAUUUAUUUAUUAACUACUUGGGGUGAUGUGUUUUGUUUUUUUUGCAUUCCCCAAAAUUUAUGGCAGUCUUUUUGUUAGUGUCCUUUUAAAUCUAAUCGUCAAGGAAAGAUUGAGAGAAGGGAUGGUGCUAAAGUUAUUUUCUGGUGUACUUGACUGUUAAUACUUCUGCAGCUUCUAUGGACACAUACAUUUAUAUUUCUAGUACAUCUGACAAUCACUGAAAUAGCCAAUUAACUAUGCUUAGCCUUAGAGCCAUCCCUACAUUACAUUUAAUCCUUGUAUCCUUGGUCUGUCUAGGUCUUAUUUCAAGCUUGCAAACAAUGGCCUUAUCUUUCUUUUUAUUAUGAAGUUCAUGGCUAGAAUAUCAGCCUUCCAACUCCUAAAGCAUUUUAUAUACACAGUCUGCAGAUUGAUUGUUCUUGAGUAUUUGACAUUUAUUUUUAUGAAAAGAUAUUAUACAAUGACCUGCUCUAGUUUGUUGGCCAUGAUGACACUGAGGCUUACACAGGUUACAUAAAAAAAAAAAAAUAUAUAAUUCUUGGCAAAUACAAGGUGAGAAAAUAAUUACAGUAUAAGGAAACAUAUGCGCAGAUUCACAGUCAUCAACAAAUUAUUCUUUUAUUUAGGGGUCCUUAUUUUGCAAUACUGUGUAUUCCUUUUUUUAAUUUUUUUUUCUAUUUUUUUUUCUCCUCUCUAGGUUUUCUUGUCACAUUGCCACAGUCAAGUGGAAUACUUGAUAUUCAAGUGUAAUUUUGAUAAAUUGUUUUUUUUUGGUUUUUUUGGUUAGACUUUUUUUUUCCCCAAAAAAAGUUACGCCUUCAGCUAUUGUAAAGCUAUGCCAUGAUGCUUUGCAAUCCUUAAACACUUCAGACGUCAUGACAAUGUAUACCAUGAUAGGCUAGGAGCAUGCAUGUGACUCUCUCAGCCUAUUCUUGUUCCACAAUUUAUGCUCAAGUUAAUAAGGAAGUGUUAGCCAAAAGUGGAGGCACCACCAGAGUUUGGAGACCCAGUUUCAACUUUAGACCCUAAUUGACAGGUCUCAUUAAAUGUUUGAUAAACUUCUCUUUAAAUUCUUUAUGCCUUUUGGUUGUCUGUACAAAUGCAGUAAUUGUCACAUUUCCAUUCAAUACAGUUCUGAGAUCGCUUCAACUAGAUCUAUGAUUAUUUCAAUUUUUUGGCAUGGUUUAUACUGACUUCAUAAUCUCCACGUUGAAUGUAUCGCACACAUAUUUUUCCCAUGUAUGUUUUACAGUAAGCGCUCUAUCUUUUUUACACUUUGAAAGGAUUCACAUCUUUACAAUCCAUACAUCUGUUAUGGUACAGGAAGGUCCCUUGCCCGAAAGUGUCUGUCUUAUUAUGAAAUGCUCAGAAAGACUGUGUUCAAAUUCCAUUGCAGUCAAAAAAAAUUAUAAGACAAAGUAGGAACCACUUUCUUAUAUUUUUUUUUUUUUUCCUACACUUGUCAACGACUGACAAAAAGGCUGCCUCUGUCAAACACUCAGCCAUUCCUUGUGACUGCUAAGGGGAAAAGACGGCUCCAUAGACAUGUGUAGUCGUCUCGUGGGUGUGCGAGAGUACAGCGCUGAUGUCAGCUCCAGGUAGGUAAAUCGCCAGUAACUGGGCAGGACCUUCCCCAAUACUCUUGAGCAACUGCACUGCAAGUGGAGCUGUUAUCAUCUGGGAUCUUUACAAAAUAUGCAAAGACCCCAGAAGGUGACACGGCCUUUUAUUAGUUUGUUUUUGCAGGGUGGGAUAAAAAAAGACGUCAGUAUAGCAAGCUAAUAGAAGCUGUGGUGUGGUUAUUCAUUUGUGCAGUGAUUUUUGAUUCAUGAAUGAAAUUACUGAGGAGUGCAUAGCUUCCCAAUCCCAAUUGGUACAUUCUAAGAUGUACUUUUAUAUACUGCCAUAUUUGUAGUGUUACAAACCCAGGAAUGUGCUAUAAAUAAUAACUUUGCAACUAUGCAUUUGCUAUUUAUUUUUUUUUGGCUUGCACAAGCCAAACUGUUUUACCUGAAUCCAGCGCCUAUGUCCGUCGGCGCUGGGUUUGGCACCGCCCAUGCUCCUCCCGUGCUGACGUCAGCCGGCAGGGGAGACAGUACGCGGCAACGGCCGCGCUCACAUUAGGAUUUAUCAAUGCUUUCCUAUGUGGAAAAAUUUGACGCUGGAAGUCCUCAUUCAGAGCGCGAGGAUGUCCAGCGUAGGAUACUAGACCAAAGGUCUGUUUCGAUUCCGUUGGCUCUCUAGUGGCUGUCUGGUAGACAGCCACUGAAGGCAGACUUAGAGCUGUAAUAUUUUACAUUGUAGAAGUAAAUGCAAAAGGGACACAGCACCCAAACCACUUCAAUAAAAUGAAGUGGUAUGGGUGCCUACAGUGUCCCUUUAAUGUUGAUCUCAAGUCAAGUGCUCUUUAAAUGCAUUACCUCUAUAAUAAAUGAAAAGAAAGUAUCCAGGCCUUUGUUCUAUUUACACAAAUGUAGUUACUGUUUUAUUCUUUUGCUCUGCAUUUCUUUGUAAGCCAUUCAAUCUUAUGCACCAUAGGCUUUCACAUGUGGGAGUGCUAGCUCUGUAAAUGCUAGGUGGUGAAUAGUGUAAGGAAUAUAGCAAUAUUCUGGUUUCUCAUAUUACUUUGUCUGGUUUAAAAAUAAAAUAAAAAUAAAUAUCUAUAUCUAUAUCUAUAUCAAGGCAUAAUAUCUUCUCAGUUGUGAAAGCUCAGCACUCAAUAAAAUAAGCCAAAAGUGACAUGAUAUUAUUUAAUAUUACGUAUAGAUUCAUGUUUUUUUGUUAAUAGUAUUAGGAAUUCAAAUGUGUAUAUUGCCAGCACUCUCUUGCCCUAAUCACCGUUUAGGUAAUCAGUCCCAACCACUGCCAAUGUUAAAAAGGUGCUUUUACUUCCCUUUUCUCCCUCGGCGUACUGGUCUCUGGUGUGCAGCCCCUUAUUUGGUUGAGAUCAAUGAUCUCUGGCAAUCCAACACGAUCACAUAGGAAGCUAGUGCGCAUGAGACCACUACUUUGCACCUCAGGUGUCGUUGCCAUUAAAAAGGGAGGGGGGGGGACAUGGCACUUAUGCCACUUCGUUGAGAUGAAGUAGUCUGGGUGCCUAUAGAGUUCCUUUAAAUGUAUUAAGAGUAACUUGUAGUUGGCAUACACCCACUCAACGUUCAGAAAGGCUGUCACAAAGCAAAUGUGCAGUUGUUUGGCCACAUUCUGCACUCGUAUCAAAGAAAAAAUAUAUCAAACAACAAUAAUCUCAGAGAGGUCUUUGGCCUUUUAUUUUAUUGUUUUAAUUUCAUAACUCUUCUUAAAAAGGACCUGUGACCUUUUGCUAUUUCUCCUAAUCCACUAAAUACUAAUGAUGUUUUUGUGUAUGUGUUUAUAUAUUUAUUUAUUUUUUAUUUCUGGAGUAUAGCAUAGCUAAGAAUUAUGUGAACUUGCCUAUAAGAAACUACUGAGAUCUGGCCCAGCCAGUAAAUGUCUGCGCUGACAUCUUAUUACACUAUGCUUGAUCAUGGUUUGCGUGCUCAGACAUUCCACUGAUUAUGCCUUGAAUGUGCGCGUGCCCCCAUGGGUCUGCAUGGCAUUAUGGUAUUCAUGAUAAUUCAUGAUCAAAACUGCAUUAACACAAGUAACAAUUUAGCUAUAAAUCAUUCAUGCUACGCCUCAUCUGUCUCAAAAUUACCUGUAAACAAAGCCCUAGUGUAGGCCACUUCUCCUUGCUUUAUCCAUUUGUUGUAAUCCUUUUAACCUACUAGGAACAAACAUACUAGGAUACCAGUAAUAGCUUAUUAUUUAAACAUAAACCCUGCAGUGCAUCCGAACAAGAAAAUAAUGAAUUGAAACGAUUAUGAUAUCCAGAGCAGCAAUGCACUGGUGUAAAAAAUAAAUACAAUUGCUAAAUCUUUUAUUUUUGUGAUUGUAUGCGUAAUGGUUUACAGAUUCCUUCCUGCAGUUGGUUAAUUGUGUUUGUGAUCUUUAAUUAAAGGGAAACAAUUUAAAAGCACGGCUUACUGGGGGUAGCAAUUAUGUUUGUUUAGCAGACUAACACUGCAGUAAUUUUAUAUUUUUAAUCACUCUCUUCUUUUUAUAUGAUCAUCUUUCUUGUGAAAUCUAGCCGUAGCGUCUGUCUGUCUCUCUCUCUCUCUUCUAUCUAUAUUAUGUUGCAGGUUUUGUAUAAAAUCCUGAUUUAGGCACUGGCAAUAAAAAGAGCUGAAUGCAAAGAUGGACUGUCACUUCUUUGGAAGUUAUAUAAUACUGUGAAGAAUGCUUAUAAGUUAUGUUAAACCUUUUUUCCCAUGUGAUUUAAUUUUUUUUUCAAUGAUCUAUAAUUUCCAGAGUAGUGACAUCUCCCCCUAUAAGCUCUGUAUUUCUUAAGACCGUUUGAUUGCAUAGCUAUCACUUGGGAUAUCAUACUUGCUUUGCUUGUACCCCAUAUACACCAGAAAAAAAUACUUAUUGACCAACUUUAUUUUGCGAUUUCUUCAUUCUAGAGCAUGGGAGAGAGAUAUAUAUUUUCCGAAACCGAAAAGGCUGCUUUUAUGUUUUUGUUUAUAGUAAUUUAGUUUUGUGUAGAGAUUCUUUCAAAUAGACUCAUGCUCUUUGUAUGCUUUGUUUGUAUCUGCUUUAGUUAGUCUGUUGGCAUAUUCUAAUUAUUCCAUUGUGGUUUACCUUUAGAAGCAAUUCACCAAGACCUGCCUUUGCCUUGGUAACCUCUGUAGAAACCAGAAAGUUUUUGAGACGUCAGAAAAUGGCCUAGGCUGUGUAUCUAUAGUCCUAUCAGGUCUAUGUAAUAUGCCAUAUCGUUCCCGGCCUUCUUUUGAACACUUAGCAUGUGGCAAACUGUGUCUGAGUAGUUUUAUUAAUGAAAAGCUAUGCAUGCACAGUCUUAGACCUGACUUGGAGUGUAUGUCUCUUCGAGACAGGGCAUCUGUAUCUACUGUGAACACCAAAUAAAACCAAUAAAAGAAUGUCUUUGUCAAAUAUGCAUAAACAACACCUUAGUGCCAUUUCGCACAGCAUAUGAAUAAUUAUAUAUUGCUUGAAAGAUGCAAAAUUGACUUAAUCCGUAGUAUAUGUAAACAAAAAGACAAACCAUGCAUCUACUGUUCAUUGCACUGAUUUGUCCUGGUCUUCUUUUUUAUAUACCACUGAUUACCUCAAUAUCGCAUCUUUCUGGCAAAAUCUAAUUAUUCAUAAGUUGCGUUGAUGCAUAUUUUUGUUUAGAUGCAUUUUCUUUGUUUUAUUUAUUUAUUUUUGCGGCUGUCAGUCAGCAUAGAUAGGAGAAUUAACUGUCGUCACAGUGAUUUCGAAUGUUUUUUUUUUUUUUUUAUUAAUUAUGGUUGCGCUUAGGGAUUGGUUUCAUCCAUUUACUAGACCAACCACUCCUUCAAAUACAUUGAGACGUAUGUGUUAAAGGGGCAAGCCAGGUACUGAUAUGCCUGUAUAUUUAAAGGGAAACCAUAGGGAAAAAACUGCCCCUUAUUAUUUGUAUUACAUAGGUAAUGCAUUUGAAAAGACAAUGCCAGAAAUGCUAUUUAUUUACAAUCAGUUACCCUUUUAAACUUCCCUGCAAAUGCACAGUUUAACCAAAGAGUGGCAUCCAAUCACGACAUCUGAUCAUUAUGGUCAAGAAUGUAUAUGGGAUUCAUUCUAAACCCAAAAACAUCUGUUCAUUAGGAAUAUAUGGGGGGAGUAGUUUAUCCCCAAAGAGCGUUCCAGUAACCACAUGAGCAUAAUUGUACAAGCUCUAAAAACAGCAGCCAACCUGGAGCGGAGUGUUCUGAUUGACAGCUCUGAGGGGCUGUCAUAGAGGUGCUGUGACUUUUACAAAUCACUGCUGUCAGAGCUAAGCGUAUUGGAUGCUCUGUGUACUAUCAGACUUGCAAUUAUGCACUCCUCUGGUGCUCCAAGUGAUCCACCAUGAGAAUGGAGGGGGCAUGCGCAAGGGGGAUUGCAGCAUUCUGCAGGGAUAAUUUUUUUUAUUUUUUCCAAAUACUGUACCUGCAUAUAUGAUGUCACCACCUGCUUUUUGUGCAUUACUGCUAAAUGUCAGUGUUUCUCCAGUAACCUAGUUGUUCAUGUCAUCAUGGAUAAAAGCAAUCUUUUCUAAGAGUUGUAGUUCAGCUAAAAGCAUGCAAAAGUAUGAAGCAAAUAUACGAAUUACAACUUUCAACUACCUCUGUAAUAUUCAUAAAGCUAAGCUGGGCAGGCUUUAAGGAAAUUGUCGGGUUUUUUUUUUUGGUUUCUUUAAAAGUGCCCUAUAAAGUUAUUGAAUCGUCUUGAUUGGUUGAUCACUUGCUUGCCUGGGCAGUGCUAACUGCUGAAAAUCUAAAGCUUGAGAUUUAAUUUCAAACACAGCAGCUUUAAAUGUGAGUAUCUUUUAACACUUUUAAAUUGUGCCAAUAUGCACUCCAUGUUUAUUUAAAUGUAACGCUCGUAAAACGUGCCCACUUGCCUUCCUGAACAACACAAAGGUGUUAGAAUAAAGAAACACCCUCCACUUUAUCAGUAGUGGAGCAGAAAACAUCUGGGGAGCUGUGAACACCAUGUUUUUAUAGAACUUCCACUUUUCCCCCCUGUUACCGUUCUCAUAGCACUUUGCUAGAUGGAUGUUUUAUAGAUCAAUAAAGGGGAUAGCUUUUUGGCACCGUAAGUGUCGGGAGCACUUCCACAUUAUAAUCAGCCAUAUGGAUGGAUGAGCACAAUGUCCUCCAUCAGGCUAACUGAGACUCAUGGGAAAUGUAGUCCAUAAUGCUGUGCUAAAAGUCUGCUUUAAAUGUGAUUGAUAAGGGCUUCAGACAUGAUGUGCCAGACCAGUGAUGACUAAUGUUGAAACCCUAAGCAUUUUGGAGUGCGUUUUUCCUAGAAAUGGGCUAACCCCAACAGCCUAUACAAGCUCCAUGAUCGACAGCCUAUACCUAGCCAAGUGCUGUCUAAGGGUAAUGACAUUUCUGUCUAGGGAGCUAUCUGUUAGAAAUGCAUUGCUUAUUGCUAGCAUUGAAAAAACAUUCCAAAAUCAGAUAGGAAAGGUUUGCCACCCAGGACCACAGACUGGAGGUUUUGGUAUGGAUAGUGGGGGUAUGAACAGCAGGGUUGGUCUCAUACCCCUUCUCUUUUUUUGCUUUUUAGGAUCUCUAUAUCUCUAUCCCUUUGUGAUACACCCUUACAAAGUAUUGUUUAACUUUGUUUAAAAUUAAAAUCUUAAAAAAAAAAAAAAAUUAAAAUUAAAAAAAAAACACACCCAGUAAGGUGUGUCCAGCUUAUGAAACAAAUGUUUUUUGUUUUCAGUAUAAAUAAAUACAGUUUUAACAUUUGAGCCGCUGUGUUUCGUGGCCUAUUGCUGUCCGUGAUAUAGCCCUACUUGGAUGUUGCAGAGUUAAAUGUCUGUUUCAGCCAAGCAUAAAUGAUUGUUUUGUUCCAAGAAAAAUACUCUUGAGCUGCAGUGAUAAGAAAAUGUUGGAUGAAAGUAUGCCAGAGCGUUGUCCGUGUCUUCAUGUGAACUCUCCGUGAUCUGUGUGGAAGCGAAAAUAGAGCCCUUGCAUAGCCAAGAGUAGUUCUGAGAACAUUACUGAAUGCAGGCGUCUAUGCUCUGACCUUUUAAAACAGAUCUGUUCAAGUAAAAUGUGACUAUGUACUGCCAGCCUCUCUGAUUAUACAGUAUUAAUCAUCACUGCAGUAUUACAGCUCAGCCAUUUUUGCGCAUUUGUCCAUUCUUGGUACUCCAGCAGGACAGCAAGUAGGCACAUUGCUGUGAGUGCUGCUGGCGUGCAAUCAGGAGGCCGAUGCUAUACGUUACUUCAACAUAUUCUAUUGCUUGACAAGUGCAGUAUAACUCUCGCUGUCAGCCAUGGAAAGCAAUAGUUCUUGUCUAUAAAAUAUAAACCCUGCCAGGGACUAUAUCACCCUUUAUAUUUGUAGCAUAUAUUUGGAGAAGCGUAGUGUCAGAAUGCGGACUGGAAUCACAGAAUUGGUCAUUUUCCAGAGUUUCCGAGCUAUAAGUAAUCUGAUUACCCAUUAGCAGUCAGAUAAUACUACGGUCUACUGAUCUAUCUGCAGCCAGUGAGUACUUGGUAAGGAUAGCCCUAUGCUGGUAAAAUGUUUUUGAGUAUCACAUUAUCAUGCACGCUUUUUAGACUGAACAUAAUGCCUAUAUACCGGUUUUCCCCAAAAAUAAGACCUCCUCUGAAAUUAAGCCCUAGUUUAUUUUCAGGGGAUGCUUGUAAUAUAAGAUGUACCCCGAAAUUAAGCCCUAGUUGAGAUGGUUGCUAAUUCUGUAAUCUAUGUUCAGGGAAGUUUCCCCAAACAUGCAUUCGUGAGAUUUCAUGCGCUAGUAAGCUAAUCUAUGUUUGGGGGAAUUCCCUUGAACGUAGACCUGCUUUCUUGCUACAGUUUUCCCCUGAAAAUUAAGAAAAAAAUAAAAUAAAAUAAACUACUUUUUUUUACAUUUAUUUAUUUUUGAAUGCCUCUGGAAUAAAAUAGGUCUAGGCUUUUUGUUUCUAAAUUAUUGCAAAGCCUGCCUUUUAUAUAGCAGGUUUGUGCAAACUGACUUAUCUCUGCUUUUAUCAUAUACUGCCUGGUCCUUCUGUAUUUUUAUGCUCCUUACAAUGUGUUUUUUUUUUUUUUUUUUUCUCCUUUUGAAAAAAUGUGUCCUUCUGUUCAGCACUGACUGAUUAAAACUGUAUAAGCUUUCCCAAGCGUUCCUUCAAGUUAAGUGUAUGUCCAUCUGGAAAGUACUUAUGGCUCAACUGGGAUAGGGUGCGGUGUGCAUUCAUGCACAGCUGCUAUUGGAGUAUUCGAUAAGAAUAUAAAGAGACAAUCUCUAACCUAGAGUAGUUUGGGUGGAUUUUUGUGGCUUUGUUUUGUUUUUCUCCAGAGGACAGCCUUUUGUUAGUGCGAUAGACCAGUUUUAAAGGGAAAUUUCUUAAACACUCCCUUCCUUAAAUCACAUUUUAUUCCAGAAUUAAAUACUGCAAAAAUAGCUAUGAACCAGCAUAGCAGAUCCAAAUGCCUUAAGAUAAAUCCUAUUUUAUUGCAAAAAUACUGGACAUUUUAUGGUGGAAUCCAUAGUAAACUUGAUUUUUUUAAAUUUUAUAUAUUAUGUUAUAUAAUUUAUUUAUUUUUCCUCCUUCUGAAAUGAACUUCCAUUUGUUCUGUUUCCUUAAAUCUUAGGUCUGCAAAGCAUAAUGGGAAUAUGUUUCUCUGCAAUAGCUGUAGGACUACACUAUGGUCAUUCCUGUUUAAAAGCAAUUGAUGGGAUAUAUGGCUUUGGAGGGCUGGCUUAAAUCUUAAAGGAACAGUGUAGUAACCCAGACAUCUCAAUGAAGUUGUCUGUGUGCAGUGCCCCUGUCCUCUUAACCCUGCAAUGUAAAACACUUUUGAGAAACUGCAGUAUCUAAAUUGCAGGUUUGAGUCCACCUUACAGCCACUAGAGCAACUUCCGCUGCACUGACACAGUAACGUGACAUGGAGGCCUGUUAAGAAAGCAUUGUUUCACUGUUUUCCUAAGGGGAAGUAAAAAUUAGCAUUAGGUCACCCAGCGCUUGACGUUUCAAAAAGGUAUAUACAUUUUUUUUAUUUUAUUUUUUUUUUUAUUCUGAAAAAGAAUAGGGACAGGGACACUGCAGCACUAGAAAUACAGAUUUGUUUUCUUAAAGGGAUACCAUAGUGCCAGGAAUACAAAGCUGUAUUCUUGGCAAUGUAGCUCCCUCUGCCUCCCUGAUCCCAGCGCCGGGUCGCAGCUCCUCCUCCGAUGUCAUUCGUGCAAAGCGUGAGGGCGUUAAGCGUACCAAAAGUCUGGUAACAUUCCAGAAGCACCAAUAGAGGCUGUCUUAACCCUGCAAUGUCAACGUUGCAGUUUAUCUUAAACUGCAAUGUUUUACAUUGCACCAAUAAGUUCAAUAGGGACACUGUACACAGACCACUUCAAUGAGCUGAAGUUGCCUAUUUGCCCACAGUGUCCCUUUAAGUGCUUUAUCAUUGCACAGAAGGUGAAAGAGAAAUGUACAGGGAUUAUGUACUUUAGUGAGAAUGCAAAAUGUGUUUCAAAUUUGAUGGCCAAUGUAAAAGCAUAGCUGAUUUUAAAGAAUUAUUUUACAGUAUUUCUAUUGUGACCUUAAAUUUGCAGUUCACUUUGAAUUCUCACUAUAACUCGGACAGUUUGUGUAAUCUUACUGAAUUACAAAGAGUUAAACUGUGUGCUUGUAAAUAUAUAUUUUUUUUUUAUUUUUUAUUUUAUUUUUUAGCACUGCGCAUGUAAUGAUAUUCACAGCAUCAGUCUCCUAUUCUUUACUUUUAUGGACUCAGUUUACCAGAUCAAUCUGCGGUGGGCAGAAAUCCAAUCAAGACUAUUUACAAAGCUUAUUGUAGAGCAUCUGUUUAUUUACUAUCAGUUCUAAGACCUAAUGAAAUACCCUUGAGUCUUUUAUUAAUUUACUAAAUGAUCAGUAAUGAUUUGCUCUCACUUAAGCUUUACCGGAAAGUCUCUAAACCUCACAAGUGCUAAACAAGUGUGCAGGCUACUGCCCUGCUUACAGAUGAUUUUCUGAUUCCCAACGCAAAUCAUACCAGCCACUUCACCUGCUACACUUCAAACAGUAGUAAAAGACUGUUUAAAAAAAAAUAAAUACAAUUCAUUUUUUUUUUUUUUUUAAACUAAAUUGUGAAUUGAGUGAAUAGAAAACUGUGUUGCAAAAAUCAGGCUAAAAAACACACAAGUAGUCACUGUAUCGAAGUUGUUGUAGUUGUCAAACUCUUGUGACACGUCUCAAAUGAUGCUCCCUUGAUAAAAGCACACACGCCGAAACGUUGGGGGCUUUUAUUUGAUUUUUCACCCUCUUCUCACUCAUUCCGAGAGUUUAUUUUUUUUCCUGAUAUGUAUUAAUUGUUGGGCAUUAUUUUCAGGUGUCUAAGUUUUGUAUCCGGAUUGAUACUAUUGAUUCCUAGUAUUGAAUAUUGAUUAUGUUUAUCUGUGAUUAGGAUAUAUUAUUUAUAUUCAUUGUGUAUACGUGUUUUUAUUUGUGCGUGUGUAUGUAAAGGCUUGGCCUGCAGUUGUGGGAGGGGCAUGGUACCUAUUUAAACCCCCCUACUUACCUUCCUCCGUCCCAUACGUUUGUUUUUUUAGCGACUCGCAUGUCGCUUUUUCCGGCCGUCCUUGCCUCCCCUUUGCCUGGUACCCAUGGCUCUGUUGCAUGGUCUGCUGUUUCCCGGCUGCUCGUUUGUCCGCGGUCCUCCUGGGUCUCUGGUCCCUCUCUUGCCGUCCGGUGCGGUUGUGGUGGCCUCCGCGGGCAUCCUGCUUGCUGUAGUCUUGUGGGCAGGUGGAGAUGUCUUGCGGGUAUGCCUCUGCCGUGGCUCCGCGGUUGGCUCGGCUUGCUGCCCAUUCUCUUUCCGGCGGGUGGAUCAGUGUUUCUGUCCAGGAGAGGAUCCGGGUGUGGGGUUGUGUCGCAGGGGGAGAGAGAGAUUGCAGAGGUGCAGCCUUUCCUGAAUUCGGGUGUUGGGUUGUCCAGGUCCAACGGAGCAGGUCUGUCUCCAGUGCAGCUGUUCAUGGGCAAGGGGGGGUUGUGCCGAGUGCAGCUAGGGGAGGAAUGUGGGGGUGUGUUGCUGUGCCGGUGAAGGAGGGAAUGCUUGCAGGGCUGUCUCUUGCUCCCAGUGCUGCAGGUCUUUUUGAUUCACCGGCUGGGGGCACCCAGCGGGUGAGCUCGGAGGCUAUCUGCGGGAGUCACUCGGGGAGCGGCCGGUGCGGGGUGGUCCUUUUUCCGGGUCUUGGUUCUACGGGGUCGGGGGAGCUUGGAUGUCCCGGGGACUGGUGAUGAGAGACCAGUGUUUUGUCUGCCGGGACUGGAGAGGGGCGCGGGCUGUCUGCCCUGUCGGUGAGGGUUGGGAGUCGGUUUGUCUCUGCUGGGAGGGAGGAUGACAUUCGGGGUGGCAGUCUGAGCGGUAUACUUGCCACUCUGUGGAACGCACAGUCAGACUCUAACCAAAUCUAAUACUUGCUCUUAAAGGGGAAAAGAGCUCCCCUUACACCCAUAAACUGGUAUUACAAUUUUGGAUAUAUCAUUUUGCCCACGGCACUGUCGCAUGUGCACUUAUGCGCUCACUGGCGGUCAUGCAUCCAUUUGGCUACAGUUUGUGUUUGGGGGCAGUUUCGGGAGGAAGGUAGGGACCAUUAUAAUAGGUCUUAACUAGUGAUGUCCCGAACGGUUCGCCGCGGACUCAUCAUUGAGUAAACUUUGACCCUGCACCUCAGUCAGCAGACACAUUCCAGCCAAUCAGCAGCAGACCCUCCCACCUCCUGGACAGCAUCCAUUUCAUUGUGAAGCUGCAUUCUUAGUGAGCUUUUUGUGUGUGACUUUCUGCCUGUUUGUUUCAAUCAUCUCUCCUUAUAAACACUCAGAUACUCCAUCUCAUUGAAGUAAUCUGGGAGAAGUGCCCCUGUUCCCUUAACCAUGCAAGUGAAUACAUUGCAGGGUUAACAACCAUUAGUGGCUGUCUACUAUACAGCCAGUAGACAGGCUUCCCGGCCUCUCACAGAGUUUAACUUCGUGAAACGACAUUGGACGUCCAGCAUCUUUAAAAUCCCUAUAGGAAAGCAUUGAUUCUAUCAUUUACUAGGUGGAAGCUCUGAUGUUGCAUAUGUGCAUUAGGUUCCUCCAUCAGCAUGUCACUGAAGGAGGUGAUCGAUCCAGCGUCAAGGGACGUUAAGGGGAGUAUUAAAACGGUUUCUAUCCCUUUCAAACAGGGGGUGCUAAGGCUUCUCAGUUAUUCCACGUGCUUUCUGUUAAUUUCUACACCCAGCACAACUAGUUUAGAUAAUAAAUGCCUCAUACAUAGAGGGUGUGUGUGUGGGGGGGGGGGGAAGAUGUCUUUACAAACAUUGUGUGAAAUGCCUAUAGUAUAAUGAUGGAUUUUGGCAAUGGCUGCCAAUUUGCAUCAGCCAAGCAAUGUUGCUUAGCAAGAAAUGGGCUGUUAAUUUGAAUGUCCAAGAUGUGUUGGUUAGCAGUUGUGUAGAAAAUGGAGCAACUGAACACGCCUUCUUGCGUCUUCUACAUAUUUUUUUUUUUUUUUUACGGCAUAUGACUAAUCUAAAAAAACACUGUCCGAGGUAUGUGGUAUUCUAAAACGCUCUUCAUCAUGAGUCUUGGUGGUCAUUUAGUAGAUAAGUCGUUCUGAUGAAAAGGCAACAAAAAUCAGUAAACGGCUGGGUGCUACUCCUAAAUGCUUAUGGAACCAUGAGAUAGAAUUUGAAUAUUAAAUUUUCUUCUUACAAAGUCAUCACUUUAUCUUUAUAUUAAAAAAACAAACAAAAUAACAUUAUUAAAACUAACCUGUAUUGCACAUGCCAUAGUGCCCCUCUAGUUGUAUUAAGGUAUUUUCUUAUUCUUGUUUCUACAAAACUGCAAUGUUUUAAUUGCAGGAUUAUCAGGAUAGUGCCACUGCACCCAUACCAAUUUACUGAGAUGAAGUGGUCUUGUUGACCAUAGUGUCGCUCUAGUAAUGACAUACAUGUAUCUUGAAUAAUCAGCCUGCACUUCAUCUUUUUAAUUUUUUUUUUGUAUGUGUGUAGAAGAAAAAAGACCAAAACAACAAAUGAUCUUUAAGUGAAAUUAACCCCAGACACCGUUAAGAUCUACUUAAUUUGCAGAUGGAACACUUAACGUAAUUGAUCAUCCCAGAGCAUCAGCCUUAACAUAAUUGGAACUGUGUGGGUGGUUUGGCCAGCACUAGAUCAUUUAGGCAACACAAACCACAAAAAGAGACCUAUUGAAAGGAAUAAAGAUGACAUUCCUUGAACAUGGGCAAAAAAAAAACCAAACAAACAUUUUAGCAUGAACUGUCUUCUAUACUAAUGCACAGGUCAGGACACAACGCAUACUGACUUGUUUGAAAAGCAACAAAUAUUGUGCUUUUAAUUUUGUAAUUUUCUGUGUUUUUUUUCUCUUCGUUUACGUGUUUUUUUUUUUCUUUUCUUACUAUAUUUUUACAUUCCUCAGAUAAAUGGCUUUGUAUGUGUUUAUGCUUCUAUUCUAUCUCUUGCCAUGGUAUCUUUCGAAUUGGACUGCAUUUUUGUAACUUUCAUUUCCCCUGGGUUUUCAGUGGCAGGGGCUGCAAAGAGGUGUUUUAAUAUUUGUAAGAGUUUUUAUUCCUUUUUUUUUUCACACCUUCUUGUUCAUUGAUGGAUUUAAGCUGUUUUUUGCUUUGUUGCUUGGCAAUGCAUGGUCGCUUAUCCUUGCACUUUCGCCUGCAUUUUUCCAAGCAUUGUCUUUUUUUUUUUUUUUUCUCCUCCAAUAAAUAAAUGCAAUAUGAAUUUUUUUGUUUUUGGAGGAAUGAUUGAAAUAACUGUGAAUGAAAGUAAAAAACCUAGCUGACUUGACACCAGCAAAUUAUCACAGCGAAAAUCAAAGCAAUGCUGCUUCUUUGUAUCGGUACUGUAAUAUGAAACACUGCUUGAUGUUUUCUUCAUUUUGAAGGCUUUCAUCAGGGUAGUCUGUCACAUCACAGAUAUUGAGGCAGUGCAAUUUUUAAUAAUCCUCAAAUGGGAUUAAAUAAAACAAAUUAUUCUUCCCACACAUACGUGUAUCUGUUCAAAUUUUUAAGGUGUUCAGUUUAAAUCUAUAUCCGUUUUAACUAAUGCUAAUUAGUACUAUGUACCUGUGCAAGAUGAUAUCGGCCCAUAUCUUCCUAGUCUACUUUUUGUUUUAUUUCUUUCGCCUUCCCCUUCUAAUCUUCUUGUUCAUGUACAAACUGCAUGCAUCCCAAGUAUUUGUUUUGAAUAUUUUUAUUGUUGUCAUAACACAUGUGCAGGUAGCAUCUUGAGUAGUGAAGUAAAGGUUGCCCACGCAGGGGCGCAAGGUUGCAUUACAUACAUUUGUUUGCGUUCCGUCGCCUAGACAGAGGCUGGUUGGUCAUUGCAUGCAUAAUACAGCAGAUAUAUGCAUAAUUAGUUACUCGCAUUUUACAUCUGUAUGACUUGCAGUGUAACUAUAUUACAGUUGCACCUGUGCAUAUUGUUUUGAGUGUUUCUGCUUAAUCUUGUACUGUUUUGCUCUGGUGCCUGUGCUUGCAAGCUACCUGUGCGUCUGAAUAUCUGUUGCUUUGUGUAGUUUGGUGUUCCAUGGUCGUGUGCGUCUAUUUGUGCACUGCGUUUGUCACUGUACGUGUUCUGAUGGGUGUUCCCCUUUGUGUCUGGUUUUAAGGGCUUCGGUUAGGGGUGUGUGUGUGUGGCGUGGCCAACUUUUGGUUCUGUGUCUCCCAUGUGUGUUACUGAUCUGAUGUAUGUCUGCUCGGUCAUGUUGGUGUGAUGGAGGAGAAAGGCGGCUGGGGACCACGGGAGCGUCUCGUCUGUUAAUUCGUAUAUUAUAUCUCUAAUUGUGUCCCAGAAGGGCCGGAGCCGUGCACAUGCCCACCAGAUAUGUAGAAACGUGCCUGUUUCCUCCAUCUCUAGCAGGUGUCUGGUAUACCUGGGUUCCUGACUUGGAGCGCUGUCGGUGUCAGAUACCAUCUGGUGAGUAUCUUGUAAGAGUUUUCUUGCAGGCGUGCUGAGCUUGGUGUUUUUUUUUAUUAGGGUGAUGCCCUUGUCCCAGUCCGCUUCUGACAUGGUCUCGUCUAGGUCUUCUUCCCAGUUCCUUAUGCAGGGCGGUGCCAAUAUGUACCUACUAGUGACCAAUAUUGUGCAUAUCUGUGAGAUGGCUCGGGGUGUUCCUGUGGUUCGCGUGCACAGGUUUUCGAAUUGUGUAGUUUCUCUCAGUAGGGAUGGUUUUUGUGGGAUGGAUCGGGCAUAUUGGGAGAUUUGCGCUCUUGCCAGUGAGUGGUCUGUCCGGGAAGAGUUCUGUUAACGGCCGAAUGCCGAACGGGUGCACAAGGAUGUCUGCCAUGCGAGGAAUUGUUGGGUGUCCUGCUGGGCCCGGUGUGGGGCCAAGGUCGCCUGCUGGGAAGUCUGGGUUGCCUCUUAGUGGCAACAGCGGGCCUGGAUCUGUUGUCAGGUAGUGUUUUGUGCCCUGCCUGUGCCAGACCCUCAUGGUUGCCGCCAUGAAGGGGUUAGUGAUGUGUUUGCGCCUGUACGCCGCCGCGGAUAUUCAAGGCAGUGUCCAGAGGUCACAGUUGGUGGUAUCGGAUUCCAGUUGGGUCCAUGGUUUUGUGCCGCUGGCUACCGUCCAGCUGAUGACUCGUGUAAGAGAUGCUGCGUGAUAGUAUCUUUAAAAAUCGGGGAGCGCUAGGCCCCCUCGGAGUUUGGGUACGAUUAGCUGGGUAUACGCUAUGCGUGGGGGUCUGCCUUUCCAUAUAAACGUGUGGACCUCUUCCUUCAAUGCCUUGAAGAAUUUUUGUGGGGCUUGUAUCGGUACUGUUUGGAACACAAAGAGUAGUUUGGGUAGUAGUGUCAUCUUGACCGCAUUUAUCCUCCCCAGCCAUGAGAUGUAAUAUGGGCUCCAUCUAUGCAGUUCCUCCGUCACUUUUUUUUUUUAAUAUGGGGAGGUAGUUUUGUGUGUACAGGUCUGCCGGAUUGGAAGUAAGCCAAACCCCCAGGUAUCGCAUGCGGUGGUCGCACCAGCGGUAUGGGUGGUGCCUCUGAAGUGUAUGUCUGUCCGUGUGUUUGAUGGUUAAGUUCAGUAUCUCUGAUUUUGAAUAAUUAAUUUGGAGGUUUGAGAUUCGUCCGUAUUCCUCAAAUUCUGUCUGUAUCGCUGGUAAGGAAGUUUCUGGGUUCGUGACUACGAACAGCAUAUCGUCUGCGUACGCUAGCGUUUUGUGAUGUGUGUUUCCGAUUGUAAGCCCCUGGAUGGCGGCAUUGUGUCUGAUCCUGUUUAGGAAUGGCUCCAGUGUCAGUGCAAAGAGUAAUGGCGAUAGUGGACAGCCUUGUCUGGUCCCGUUAUGUAUCCGGAAUGGGUCUGUCAGUGCACCGUUAAUCCUGAUUCGCGCCGUCGGGCUGGUGUAUAGUGCCUUCACCCAAAUGCCGUACCUUUGUCCUACUCACAUGGCGUGGAGGGUUUCCAUCAUCAUGUCCCAGUCCACCCUGUCAAAUGCCUUCUCUGCGUCUGUGGACAAGAGAAGGGUUUGGUUCUGUUGGGUUCUGACGUGUGCUAUGAUGUUCAGGGCUCUGAUGGUGUUGUCCCUCCCCUCCCUGCCAGGGAUUAACCCUGUUUGGUCCGGAUGUAUUGUGGCCGGUAGUAAUGGCGCCAGUCGUAGCGCCAGUAUGCUGGCCAGAAGCUUGAUGUCAGUGUUCAGCACCGAUAUUGGGCGGUAGCUUGAGCAUAGUGUUGGGUCUUUUCCCUCCUUUGGGAGUAGAGUAAUAUUCGCCGAGGUGAAUUGGGCGGUCGGUGUGGCUCCCUCUUGUAUGGAGUUCAGGGCUUUCAGUAGUUUCGGCAUGACGUCUUGUGCGAAAACUUUGUAGUAUUGAAGGGGCAGCCCGUCUGGUCCCGGUGCCCUGCCUGUUUUUGCCUUCUUAAUGGCGUAUGCCAUUUCUUCCGGCGUGAUGGGGGCUUCUAGUGCUUCUCGGUCAGCCUCUGAUAUUUCUGGAAUAUGUGCCGAGUCUAGGUAUCUGUGUAUGUCGAUGAGUUUGUUCGGUUGCGGUUCUCCCGGUUCAUCUCGCCGGAGGUGGUAUAGGCCUUGGUAAUAUGUGUGGAACUCUGUUGCGAUCUGGUCCGGGAGGUGCUUAAGUCGUUGCUGCGUGUCCUUGAUCUUUGGGAUGUAUAGUUGGGUUUUACGUUUUUUCAGAAGGUUUGCCAGCAGCCUCCCGCAUUUAUCCCCGUGUUCAUGUAUCAUGUGUCUGUAGUGUUGGUAGGAGCGUUGAAUUGCUCGGUUGAGGUGUGUGGUGAGUUGGUUUCGUUUGGCCGUGAGUUCUCUGUAUGUCAAUGCGUCGAGGGUGCGUUUGUGCCUGGUCUCUAGGGUUGCGAUGUCCUUGCUAAGCUCGAGCGUCUCCCGCAUUGCUGCAUUUUUGCGGGUUGCGCAUAGCGCGAUGAUCUGGCCUCUGACUAUCGUCUUGUGAGCUUCCCAGCAUGUUAGUGGUGUCACGUCAUCCAUCUCAUUGUUUUGGAAAUAAUCUCGUAUGGAGUUACUAAUCUUGUCUGUUACUAUCACGUCCGAGAGGAUCGAUUCGCUUAGUCUCCAUGACAUCUGCCGGGGUCUGUAUAGCGGCGAUUUCAGCCGCAUUCGGAUCGGGCAGUGAUCUGACCAGGUCAUUGGCAGGAUCUCCGCGGCGUUAAGCAGGUUUAGAUUGUGGUGUGUCAUUAGGAAAUAAUCCAGUCUUGUGUAUGUUGAGUGUGCCGAUGAGUAGAAGGUGUAGUCUCUGGUAGUUGGAUGCAAUGCUCGCCAGCAGUCCGCCAACUGGUGGUGGUGUAGGAGGCGGAGUGUUUUCGCAUGUCUGUUGUGUGGUGUUGCUCCAUGUGGAGACGUGGAGUCCUGAUCCGGGUGUAGUGCCAGGUUUAGGUCUCCUCCGAUGAUCAGGGUGCCUUCCGUAAACUUCUUCAGAGAGCUCAUAGUGCUCUGGAGGAAAUGGUAUUGUUUUGUGUUCGGGGCAUAUAUGUUGGCGAAUGUGUAAGUUUGAUCUAAGAUAGUGCCUUUAGUGAAAAUAUAUCUGGCUUGUUCUAUGUAUGGGGUUCUGCUGGAAAAUAGAAUGCAUACUCCCUGCGUUCGUCUAUCUGGGUUGUUACUGAAGUACCCCGUUCAAAAGUUUCGGUCUUUCAGGGCCGGUGCCCUGCUCUCCUGAAAGUGCGUUUCUUGGAGAAACGCUAUUGAUGUCCUGUAUUGUUUCAGGUCUCUCAGGAGUCUCGUGCGCUUCUCUCUGACAUUGAGGCCCUUUACAUUGUAGGAGAUUAUGUUUAAGUCCUCCCUUAUCUGUAGGGUCCCUGUGAACUGUCCGGUAGUGGACAAUUGUCCCGGUGAAUUGACCGGUGAGCCCAGCCGAUUGGUGGGCGCGGGUCGUUUCCGGGAGUUGUACGCUCCCUAUAUAUCGGGGGUUCCUGUGUCCUAUACCUUUGGGGGUGUCGGGCAACUCGUCCGUGAUGGACUGGUUCGUCUCGUGUCGUGUAUAAUAGGUUGUACUGUUCGUAGUUUUUGGUCCUUCGUCUCCUAGGUGGCUGUGUGGCUGAAGCUCUGUCCGCUCUGUGUCUCGUUUUGUGUUGGGCGUGAGUCUGUUGGUGUGUGGCGUGCUGGGCUGUGUAGGUGCUGCCUUUGCCGCUAUCCUGCGGCUUCUCCGUGUCGGAUUUGCGUUGCCGUGGGCAUGUUGUGCCCGGUGGGGUUGUGCCUCGUGAGCUGUUUAGAUUAAGGUCAGUCUAAGCUGGGUUGACAGUGUGGGAGCACUGCACGUCCCAUGCCCCUACGUCUGGGUACAGUUAGGCUGUCUUGCCCCUUCCCCACCUCCCCCCUCUUUUCUUCUCUGUUCGUUUUUGCUCGUUUUCCCCCUCCUUCCCUAGCCACCCCCUCUCCUCCCUCUCCCUUCCCUCUCCCCCAUUCCUCUUCCUUCCUGUCCCUCUUAUGUGUAUCCUGUCGGUCCGUGUAUUUCCUCCUUCCUCUCCCUCCUGUCCCCAUAUCUCGUCUUGCUCCAGUCUCGAUGUUAGCUCCUGUCUUGUCUCCCUCUCCCUACCCCUCAGUGACAUUCCCCGCAUUCCUGCCUCCCUCGGGGUCAAUGGUUGGUUUAUUAAAAUAUUUCAAUGUCUUAAACGUCUUUCUUAUUUGCACCUCCUGUUGCGGGUCUGCGAAGGUGUUGGCUGGUCUGCCCGUGUGCCUCUUGCGUUGGCGUUUGCACAUCUCCCCGUCCCCCUCCCCAAAAUGUCCUGUCCCCCCCUUACGCAUGGUAUGUUUGGUGGUAUGGGGUCAUCCUGGGGCUUGUCCUCUUGGGGUAUAGUCCCCCGUGAUGUAUGGUAGAGGUGGCAGCAAAUAAAUACUUCCCUCUCUCCCCUGCGCUCCUUAGUUCCCCAUUCCCCACCCCAAUUCUUGCUGACCUGUGUGAUGUGUAUGGGUAUGUCCCUUCGGUUGGUACUCACGGUUCGUUCAGGCUUUUCUUUGGUGCCUGAGUCCCCUUCCCCAUCCCCCGGCUUCGCUGUGUGGUGCUUGGUCAUUGCUCCCUCCUUGCUGGGCCCUGGUUCCAGUCACGUUGUCGCUGUUGCUGGGGUCUUUGCGGGCCUGCGUUGGGUCUGCGUGGAAAUUGAGGUCCUGGUGCUUGUUGGAGAAACGAUUUCGCCAGCCAGUCUGGGACCUAUUGUGGUGGGAGGCCUAGGCUACGUAGGAAUCCCGGGACGUCUCCCGGCUUUCUUACUAUUAGUUGGUCUUGUCAGUGUCUUGCCGAGAGCGAGAACGGAUAGCCCCAGCGGUACUGGAUGCCUGCCAGUUGUAGGGCUGAUGUCACCGGGCGCAGGGCUCUCCUGGCUUGUAGGGUGUAUCUGGAUAAAUCUUGGUAGACGGAGAUGUCUGGCCUUCCAUGCGGACGGCCCCCAUGCGGCGGGCUGUGCAUAAAAUAUUUCUUCUUUAAGGUGAUAGUUGUCAAGGCACAUAUGAUGUCCCUGGGUUGUUCUUCGGGUGCUGGUAGGGGUCUUAGAGCCCUGUGUGCGCGGACCAGGCCAAUUCUGGGUACUUGUUGACCACCCAAUACGUGGGUAAAAAUUUGUCUAAGCAGUUCUGGCACGUUCUCUGAGGGGCCCCCCUCCCGCACUCCGCGGACCCGCAGGUUCAGUCUGUGGCCACGGUUGUCUAAAUCAUCGACCCACGUGGUAAGGUAGGCUAUAUCAGCCUCUUGGUUCAUAACUGCUGUAUUAGUUUGCUCUAAAUCUGUUCUCAGUGCCCUAGUCUCGGUUUCCGCCACGGCCAUGCGGGCCUCCACAUUCGCCAUGUCGGCGCACAGCUGGGCCACCUCCUCACGGACCACACGCCCAAGGCGGUCUGAGAGGGCCUCGAAAUCUGAUUUGGUGAGUAGUUUUGGUAUGAUGUCUCUCCACUCACCAUCUUGCUGCUGUGGUUCUGAUAGUGUUGGGGAGAAUCUGGCUGGGGUGGAUGGGAGUGACUCGAGGGUCUGGCUUGCGGCCUCCAUCUCCCGUUGCGGUGUCUGCGCCCGGGAUGCAGCUUGCAGGUAGGACCGGAUCGUUUGUUCUCCCCCGUGUCCCGAGGGUCUAGGGGUGCUGCCAGGGUCUGCCUGUCUCUUUGUGCGGCCCAUCUGCGGUGUGUGGGUGAGCUAGGACGGCUGUGUGAUGCGGAUGCCACGAGGAGCUCCGGGUUUAAGCGGCCAUCUUCGUCAGCUGCCGGACACGCCCCCCCAUCCCAAGUAUUUUUGGUCUUCUGGUAUAGUUCUUCUUUGAAACAUUUGUAAAGCAGUGCCAGAAUGUUUGCUGUCCUGUACUGAAAUACACUGUACGGCUGUAACACUUAAAGGGACACUGUGGGCACCCAGACCACUUCAGCUUCUUGAGGUGGUUUGGGUGCACUGUCCCAGGUCCCUUAACCCUGCAAUGGUAAAAAUUGCAGUUUUUCAGAAAGCACAGCCUGAACCAGCGCUGAAGGAUAUCGGCACUGGAAUCAUGUAAGUGACCAAAGGUGUAUUUGUUUGUUUUUUGUCUUUUUUGUUUUUGUUUUUUAAACUCCGUCUGCACCGGCGGGUGAGGUAGGAAGGAUGAGGCAUUAUAGGGUGCUGUAGUGCCAGGAAAACUUUUGUUUUCUUGGUACUAUAGUUUCUCUUUAAUCCAAGGCCACCUGCAGCAUGCGUGCCGUUGCUUGUUUGGCUGGCGACUUUUAUGGGAAUAUUGAGUUAAUACAUCUAAUAUUAUAGAACUGUCUGCCCCCAUGUUUAUACACAUCCCAACAGUAGUCACAACUUCCCCUUAUUUGUAGGGGGCACAUUUUGAGCCUUAUGGGGUGAUAUCAUUGACCUUUUUUGAGCGUGUAUGUUUUGUAAGUGAGUGUGUGUGUAUGUCUGUCGCUGAGUGUGUCUGUCAGUAAAUGUGUGUUUGUUAGCUAGUGUGUAUGCGUCUGUAAGUGAGAGUGUGUGUGUGUGUCUUCAGCACUUACCUUUCUCCAGCGCCAGACUCCCUUGGCGCUAGGGAUCCCUCAGCCUCUCAGCUCCGAAUGCGACCGCGCACGCAUUCAAACCGCCCAUGGGAAAGCAUUACUCAAUGCUUUCCUAUGGACAUUCAGUGUGCUUCUGUAGUGGUUGUCAGACAGCCACUAGAGGCUGGAUUAACCCUCAGUGAAACAUAGCAGUUUCUCUGAAACUGCUAUGUUUUCAGCUGCAGGGUUAAAACUAGAGGGACCUGACACCCAGACAACUUCAUUGAGCUGAUGUGAUCUGGGUGUCUGUAGUGGUCCUUUAAGUGUGUGUGCAUCUGCAUGCACUGGCGUACAUACCGCGGUCGCAGCCUUGUAACCCCUGCGACCAGGUGCCCACCGCCAUGUGUUGCGGCCCGGCCCGGCCCGUGCGCACGGGGGGCCCACGGAUCAAUUUUCCCACCAGGGCCCCAUGGGUCAUGUGUACGCCACUGCCCCUGUCUCGUCUUUCCUCCAAGCUAUACAUUUGAAGAUCCUUUAACCUUUCCUUGUAAGUUUUUUUUAUCGUGUAAUCCAUGAACCAGUUUAGUAGCCCUUCUCUGAACUCUCUCUAAAGUAUCAAUAUCCUUGUGGAGAUACGGUCUCCAGUACUGUGUACAAUACUCCAAGUUCAUUCUUCAUUCCAGGAAUGGGUCUUAAAGGACCACUAUAGUGCCCUGAGGGUGCCCCCACCCUUAGGGUCCCCCUCCUGCCGGGCUGAAGGGGAAGUAAAGGGGAUAAAAACUCCCCUUUCUCCAGCGCCGGGCUCCCUCGGCGCUGGGGACUCUCCUCCUCCUUUGGCCGUCAAAAUCAGUGAGGUGUCCUACUCUUCUCCUCCUUUGGCUGUCAAAAUCACAGUGAGAUGCGCAUAAGCGCCUCUAGCGGCUGUCAAUGAGACAGUCACUAGAGGCUGGAUUAACCCAUAUGUAAACAUAGCCGUUUCAGAGAAACUGCUUCGUUUACAGCAGGCAGGGUUAAUCCUAGAUGGAUCUGGCACCCAGACCACUUCAUUAAGCUGAAGUGGUUUGGGUGCCUAUAGUGGUCCUUUAAGGUGUGAUUCUCUUUGUAUUUGAGUCUUUGUUGCAAGAUGAGGGUAAAAACCUAUAGAUGACCUGUUUUUUUUUGUUAUUCAGAACAUUGAAUAUAAGGAAAGAGAUACUUCCUGACAUGCAGAUUCCAAAAAUGUCUUGAACACGUGCAGCAAUUCCUAUAAUUAGGUGACCCGUAUAAACAAAGAAUAUAAAUAGGGGCAGUGAAGAAAGCAAAAUCUACUUUCAUUCAUACGCGAGGAAAGCCGGAUUCUGAAAAUAUUCAUUUAGGUAAUUUCCUGAGGAAAAGUCGUGUUUUGGAUGCACGCCAACAUUCCACUGUGUGUGUACCCUGGAGCUGCAAUGUACAGGCGUGCAUCCUUCCCUCCUUGGCAUAAACUGAAAGCGCAGGAUCAUCCGUCACAUUCCGUUAGUGCCCAAUCCAGCCAUCUGUUCCCAAAAAAGAUGCCUCAAAAUGUGCAAACACACCUCGAAGGCAACAUUCAGUUUAUUCCUGCAGGCUUCUGGGUUUUUAUUUUUUGUUUCUUUUUCAAGCUGCCACUACAUACUUUGUAUUGCCAAAUACUUAACCUUCAGGACUUGUGGCUCUCUGUUAUUCAAUAAAAUUAUAUUUUCAAAAAAAUUUCCAAUAAAGUAUGGUGAUAGGUUCUUUAUUGGCAAUAGUAAAGCUGGUACCUAUCCUGCCCAUUAACCCGUACACCAUCAGUUUUGCAAGGAAUAUGUAAAACUACGUGGAACAUUUCUUCAGUUGCCCACGUUUUCCUUGUGAAAUUUUUUUUUCUUUAUCUCUACUGAACAUAUCUGCAAAUAUGAGUGACAAACAGGGACACUUUCAUUUUAGGAGUGUGAGGACGUAGCUAGGGGUGUGGCUGUACUGAGAUAUUUUAGGUGUCCUACUAAUAAUUUUUGGACAUUGUGUCUUUGUCCCUGUAGUGUUCCUUUAUUCGUUGCACACCAUUUCUUCUAAAAAUGUAGAUUCUCAAAAUUGUUUUUUUGUGCAUGUGCUGUAGUUUGGAUAAUUAUUUGCAGAUUAAACAUCUUAAAACCAACUACGCUACCAAAAAUGUUUUCUUCUCUAUACGUGAAAAGAACACCACAAUUACCAUAACCAGUAAAGCCCACUGCAGUUGUUCUUUUGCCCUCCCAGAGUAAUUUGUCAUACCGUUAAGGACCACAUGAUAGUCUAUGCAGUUCAGGGCUUUAAUGCCCAAUGACUGUUAAAUCACUGCUGGUACCAAGGAUGUCCUCUUUGUCAUUAGGGGCACACAAUUAGUGGUCUCAAACUGACUGACAGAGCAACGUACAAAACAUAGGUCUUAAAAUUUAUUGAAAUAGCAUGGCUGAGCGCAAUCAUGCUCAGCUUUGGAAAUUUCAAAUGUGGCAAGAAACAUUGUGGGUGUCGUUUUUUGUUUUUGUUUUUUUACUUCUUAAUGUUUUCUAUUUAUUAUUGCAAUAUGUAUACAUGUAGGGUAUCAAGAGAGCCCUAUUUCUGCUUUAAAGAAGAAUAUAAGUAGGGGAGCGCAGCCUGGCUGGCUUAACCAAUUAACUAAAUUCUUAAAAAGUUCUACAUGUGGCAUAUUGCUGUACUUAAAGGACCACUCUGGGCCCUAUAACAACUUAAUGUAGUUGUUCUGGUUCCUGGUGCUGGCUUACCUUUAGGGGUUAAACAUUUUGUAAACCGUUUAACACCAAAGUCUCAUUGCAAGAGCAGUUUUCUUCUGCUCCCCAUAACAUUAAUUUUCUGAAAAUGUUCAAAAUGGAAGUCUUAGACUGCCGUUAUCAGGGGCAACACUGAUUGGCUGAGUGGUCAGCUUAUGCUGUAAUCCAAUCAGCAGCUCCCUAUUCACAAAUUGGCUUUAAAAACACACGUACAUUUAUCAUGGUGCACAGUGUUGUUUUUUUUUUUGUUUUUUUUUUGCACAAGUUGUGUAGAAAUUAAAAGCAAGACAAGACUAUGAAAACUUUUUUUUUUUUUUUUAUUCAAAUGUGAUGUUCUGCCAUAUGUACAUGCAUACAUGGUAUCAGAAGAAAGACUUGGUUCUCUCUAGCUAGCUGUACUCCGUUUUAUAUUAUGGUGGAACACACAUGGCAAAUGUGCCCCAGUUACUAAUGCAUGGCAUUUCAGGAAAGGGUUAAUCACAAGGCCUGCUUGCAGACUCACACUCAGGGCAGCAGUACACAAUAGUGCCAUAAAUUGUAAACAUGUCUGCUCAGGAGUAUUUAUUUAAUUUUCAUCUAGUUAAUUUUUCAAUAUGGUAACAUUAAACAAUGGCCCUUUUGAUUCUGUAUUGUUUGGAGAAGGAUAUUACUGAGAUGAGUGCUGUAGGUCAGUAAUUGCUAACACUUGGCCAACCAGCCAUUUGGUUCGUUAUGGCUGCUAAGGGAAGGGGCGCAUUCAUUUAUAAAUCUGAUAUUACGUUUUACUUUACUUGCAAAAAAUAUAAAAUAUUUCUUGAUUAUAAUCUGUGACACCAGUACAGCCAAGAACUAAUUACUUUUAUCAGAAACUCCAUUAAAUAUACCAUAACCAAGUAGGAACAGAUAAGCCAGGAAGUUACAGGCUGACGUUUUGUGCUGGUUGCUAACAUUUUUAGGUAUUUAAUGUGGAUUGUGGUUAGUUUAGCCAUUGGCGAUGCUGUGAGAGAAUGCUGCUCCCGUGAGAAUUCUAUUUCAGAAUAGGUAUCAAAUGACAAAACGUGUGUGUGUUGUGCUCUAUUUACCUUCUUUUGGGCACAUGUGGGAACGUCUUGCCAUUCUAAUUCAGUAGAAUCCCCCUGGCUGUGUUUUGAUACUUGCUAUUAGAUAAGAAAACCAUGAAAUCAUGCGUAUAGUCCCUGGUUUUCUGAACAUUUAAUUUCUUUCCUAUUCUCUUUUUAAAAUGGUCUGUAGCCAAAUAAAAUCUAAAGUUAACUGUACUUUCUGCAUUUCAAAUAGAUGAUGCAUUUAACCUGAACAAGCCCUGUCCCUGUUUUUACCUGCUUUCUCAGUCGUGGAGUGCAUAGUGAUUGCUGAGGGUUGUUUUGGUUCUGAUCCACAUUCACUUUUAAACCCUGAGAGCUUUUGCCCAGCCCUCCUUGUAAAAUCACUUUGACAUAUGUAAUGGGGGCACAUGUGAGCAAGAAAGUGUUCGUUCUUGCCUGGGAUCCUUGUUAUUGUGUUAUUUUAAUUGUUUAAAUGCUUUAUGUACACUUGAUAUGUGUACUGUAUAUGUAUAUAGUGUUGUGUGUUGGGGUUUUUGUUUUUGUUUUUUGGAGGAGGGGAUGGGUUUGGUCUUUCUUACCUGCAAUGCUGUGAUUUCUGGAACGGGAAAACAUUGCAAGAAAGUUGGUGUAAAACCUGGAAUAAGUCUUUGUGUGAUUAUCUUGGAUGGAUUUUGGCAGAAACCUUUUAUUUUUAAUUUUUUGCUACGGUGGUAUGAUUUGUGUGUUGGGGGGGAUUCUCUUUCUAGGUUAGUUCUUUAGUUUUGUAGUUGUUUUUAACUUUGUUUUACUUAACUUUCUUUUCUUUCUUUACAAAUUACAGGUGAUGGUUGUGGUUACACUGUAUUUGGGCCAGAAAGUGGUACUUUUACAUCCAAGAACUACCCCCAGACCUACCCAAAUAACACCGUGUGUGAAUGGAAGAUCCAGGUGAAACAAGGAGAACGAAUUCAGCUGAAGUUUGGAGACUUUAACGUGGAGGACUCUGAUAACUGUCAUUCUAGCUAUCUGCGGAUAUACGAUGGCUUUGGUGCUACAAGAAGCGAGAUUGGUAAAUCUAACCCCCAAAUUAAACUAGAAGGACUGUAUUGCUAAACUCCUAUACUGUUAUCAAAAUCUCACAAAAUCGAAAUGGUGAUUUGUUAUAGCAUGCUGCAUGAACAACUGAAAAUAGCGAUUUAUUGCUUCAAAACAGAAAACUGACAUGGCCAUUUUCAUCAUAAACUGCAACAAAAAUCUAUAAAAUGUGGUCCCUUGCAAGCUCCGAUAGUCUGGCUCUGGACUGGCAAAGAAGUUACAGGCUGGAUGUUACAAAGUUACAUGAUGCAGAAGUCAUAGCUUACCUAUAAAUGACCCGUUAAUGUAGAGAGUUAUUCAUUAAAGCGGAAAUUGUUGGGAAUUUUACAACUGUAGCAGAUACCCACAAUUUUAUUUUUUUCCAGUGGUUCCAGUUUGGCUAGUUUGUGGUAAAAUUUGAAAUUCAAUUUAAAUUUACUUUGCAUUCCCAACAUUUCAUACUUUAGUGAAUAAUCCUCUAUGUAGUCCAUGAAGAUGGGAUACACUGGGUAAAGUGGAAGACUUCAAUAAGGGGUUACCAGUAGCAGGAUUUAGGGUGCAGGCUCCAUAAGUUAAAUAAGGUUUUGUCUACACCUGUACUCAUCAUAUAUUGAUGGAACACUGUGUCUACAAUGAGAUAACAUUUACAGUAAAGGACCGUUUAUGGUUCGACACAUCCUCUUCAGAACUGUGAACACGUUUCCCUGGCACGGGGAUAACUGGGGCACACCACCACCCGAGACGCUGCCUGCUCCCUGGCAUUACUAAGUGCAUUUCCUUGCAUUCAAAUUAUAAAUAGUCUGUUUAUAUGAGAGCAUGUGCUGAUAAAUCCCUUGCCUCUGUAGUGCCAUUGUUAUGUUUCUAGUCCUUUCAUCCCACGUCUUCCAGCCCCCACCCCUUCGUGUCACUGUUAACAUACCCUCUCUAACUAGAUCAUCUGCUUUUUGUUUUCCCUUACCAGUUUAACCCCUGGCCAAAAUAUAAUCUUCCCUGCUAUUUCAUACUACUACUAUUCACAAAAUCCUUUACCGUCCUUUAGUAGUGGUGAUGUUGCACAGAACGUUGAAUACUGUUAGACACGCAGGUCCGUAAAUGGCAAGAAAUUCUGGCCUGAUCUGCAUAAGCUUCUCGCUCUUUGACACUCUCCAGCUUACAGUCUCCAGCUCAGGAUGGUUCUCAUGGGAGAUUAAUUAAAGUGAGCAGGCACUGACAUUGUACAUAAAAAUCACUUAUUCCGGGAUAUCGGCUUUGAGUCCAUUACAGGAUAUCAGUGAAUUCAAGGAAAUGCAAGAGGUGAAAAGUUAUGGUUUCUUGUAACAGAUCAUGGUGUUGUUUUUGUCUUACAGACAGCAAUGCAGAAUAGUACAUAGUUCCUUUUGUGUGCAACGAUUUCUUUUUUACAAAUGUCACCAUGUGCUGUUACACAAACACUUUGCAAAUCUUAUCAGAAUUCAAUAUAAGUCACUGUUUAGUAAAAAUGCACUUUAGUGUCUGGCCUAAGGGGAUAGCGAUAGUAAUAUGGUUUAAAGACUUGCUACUUUUUUCUUAUUGUCAUAAUAAAGAUUGUUUCCUGUUUUUUAAUCUUUCUUGUCCAAAAGCUAAAUACUGUGGUUUGGAGCCGCAACUAAGAGACAUAGAGUCCAAAAGCCAUGAGGUCACGGUAACGUUUAUGAGUGGAACACACAUUUCUGGGCGUGGAUUCCUUGCUUCAUACGCAACCAAAAAUAAAACAGGUAUUUGGCUUACAAGGCCUUCCGCUGAUUUUCUUUUCCUAAUAAUACUUUUAAUGGAUUAAAGGGGCAUUCUUAGCACCAUAACCACUACAGCUCUUUGAGACUUUUCCCUCCGUUUAUGCACACCAUUGUAAAUAGGAUUGACAAAAAUAAAGCGUUUGUUCUACCAAAAACUUAAAGGACCACUAUAGUGCCCUGAGGGUGCCCCCACCCGCAGGGUCCCCCUCCCGCCCGGCUCUGGGAGAGGAAAGGGGUUAAAACUUACCUUUUUCCAGCGCUGGGCAGGGAGCUCUCCUCCGAUUCUCCUCCUCCUCUCCUCCCAUUCGGCUGAAUGCACACGCGCAGCAAGAGCUGCGCGCGCUUUCAGCUGGUCUCAUAGGCAAGCAUUUACAAUGCUUUCCUAUGGACGCUUGCGUGCUCUCACUGUGAAAAUCACAGUGAGAAGCACGCAAGCGCCUCUAGCGGCUGUCAAUGAGACAGCCAGUAGAGGAAUUGGAGGAAGGAUUAACCCAUUUACAAACAUAGCAGUUUCUCUGAAACUGCUAUGUUUUGUAAAAAAAAUGGGUUAACCCUAGCUGGACCUGGCACCCAGACCACUUCAUUAAGCUGACGUGGUCUGGGUGCCUAGAGUGGUCCUUUAAGCCUGGUCCCUCUGCUACAUUAGUUCAGGCAACCUUGCGCAAUACUCUCGUCUAUUAUUGUCUCUCAAAGUGAGUUGUAGGGAUCAUAGUACUUACAGGGCUCCGUUAAUGUGUGUAAGUAGCUGUGUAUUUGUUUAAUAUAAUAUAUAGAAAUCAGACUGACCAAUAAGAUCUUCCCGUUCAGUAAUUUACACUGUACCAAGCUGAGAGGCUGCAUUCUAAGCAGCAAAGGAGAUCUAACAUAUAAAGUGCAGCAUGGAAUUUAUAGUAACUAGCCCCCACUGGAGGAGUGGCUAAGGCAGAGAUUAUACACUUCCUUGUAGUUAUACCGUGAUAGGCUAAAUGUAGUCAGCUGACUCUCUCAGCUAAUCAGAGCUACUCUUCCUCAUUAGCCCAUACAGCAAAUGGUGGAUUAAGAUGCUAGGGACUUUUUGAAAAUGGUUUAACAUUGAAUGGAAGGACCGUGCCAGAGGACCCCAGGCACUGUAACCAAUUCAUUGAGAUGAAAUGCUUAUAGUGCCUACAUUGUCCCGUUAAGGCCAAAGUAGCCAAACUGGAAGCAUAGCUUAGUUGGUGAAUCUUUCCAGUUCAGCUAUUUUGACCUUGCGUUUGAAGUUCACUUUGAAUUUUCAUGUUAGUGAAUAACCCUGUUAUUUUUUUCAGAACCCUGAGAACUGUUGGCUGGCACAGCAUUCUGGGGAUUGUAGCCCUUGGGUAUUUAAAGCAGGAGUGUUUAACCCCUUAGUGACCGCGGACGUAUUGGGUACGUCCAACAAAAACUAGCAGUUAAUCUCGGACGUACCUGAAAUGUCCACGACACAUUCUAAGGGAAUCGCAGCGAUGUCGAGGCAUCAUGCAGUACUCCCCCGGGCUGCCGGGUGAUUGCUUCCCUGGAGCAAUCACUUCCGGGUUGCCCCACGUGGCGCCCUGCAGUGACGCGGAGCAUCAGAAGCCAUCAGGCAUUUUUCACACACAAUCGGCACUUUUUACUGAUAUUGUUGUGAUACGUUUUACUGUUUUGAAACACUAAUAGUUUUUUUUUUUUUUUUUUUAAGUUACAGGGUCAAAUAUAAGGCUCAAUUUUCAGGGGUUUUUUCACAAUGAAAUUUGCCAGAUUUGUUGUGUUGCCUUUCAGAGUGUAUGGUAGCCCAGGAAUGAGAAUUAAGCCAUGGUGGCAUACCAUUUGCAAAAGAAGACAACCCAAGGUAUUACAAAUGGGGUAUGUUCAAUCUUUUUUAGUAGCCACUUAGUCACAAACACUGGCCAAAGUUAGCGUUCAUAAUUGUUCUUUGCAUUUUUAACACACAAAGAAAUAUAAAUGCUAACUUUGGCCAGUGUUUGAGAUUAAGUGGCUACUGAAAAAGACUGGACAUACCCUGGGUUGUCUACUUUAAAAAAAAAAUUUAAAAAAAUUUACAUGUGAGGUGAGAGUCAGAGAUUUAUGACCGAUAAGUGUUACAAUGUCACUAUUGAUAAAAUUAAAAAAAAUCUAUAUCAUUUUUUUUUAUUUUGAAACCGCAAAGUUAGAAAAAGUGUUUAGCAUUUCUUCAUCUUUUUAUAAUUUUCUAAAAAAAAAAAAAAGUGAAUAGUAAAUUAUAUGAUGAAAAUAAAUGGUCUUUCUAAAGAUACGAUUAAUGGCGAGAAAAACGGUAUGUAAUGUGUGGAUAUAGUAAAUAAGUAAGAGAAAAAUUACAACUAAACACAAACACAGCAGAAAUCUAAAAACAGCCCUGGCCCUUAAAGGCAAGAAAAUUGAAAAACGGUCUGGUCACUAAGGGGUUAAUCUAGGCCUUUUAAAGCUGCUGGGGUGCAAUGAAAACUUUUGGGAGCUGGGAGGUGUACGUCAAAACUUACUUUCCUUGCACUAGGAGGAUUGAUUUCCAAAAUACAGUGGAGGAUCUACAAAAUAUUGUUGUGUAGGCCAGGUUGUGGCAAGUGUAACAUCUUUAAUUAAGGACAUGUGACGUGUCAUGAUUCCCUUUUAUUCCAGAAGUUUGGUCCUUAAGGGGUUAAAUCUGGCAAAGCAUCAUGGGCAUUGAAGGUCUGCAACAGGUAGAAGUUGAUCUUUUUUGCAGACACCUGACCUAACUUGUAUGUUCCAAGUGUGGAUCCAUGGCUGCUGUUGUAUUAAACCUCCCAUCAUCUUCUGCCAUCUGGGAGGUUUUAUUGCAGCUGCAAGGCACACAGUUUAACAAAGUGGUUCUAACCGCUAUUCUUACCAGCAGUGAAUAACUGUGCCGGGAAAUAUACAGUAGGGUCACAUGCCACAGAAAGCCAUUUAAGUCUUCAUGAAAAGGUUAAAGGGGUAAAAUGUAAUGAUGAGUUGAUGUUUAUCUGUUUCCAGUGUUCUCUUCCUUUAUAUCAGUAGCUUCCUUUGUAAUCGCACAAUUUGUGUUGCUCUCCCAGCAGACUUAGACUGAGAUUUUUGUUGUACGGGGAAAACAAGGACUGUUUAUUUCCUCUCAUUAGAUGAGCUUGUAUAGGUCUCAUGGGAUUCUACAGUAUUAAAAGAGGAACUGUCACAUUCCGAGAAAUGACAGUUGCUUGAUCCUCCAACCCACUAAAUGCUAUUCCAGUGUUUACUGGGGUGAAUAAUGCAACAGAGGUUGAUAGCUUACCGCAACUGUACUGCAUUGCAAUCACUUUGUGGCCCCAUUUGGGUAGGGAGAAGGCAAUAAAGAAACUAAGGAUUUAAAAAAUGAAAAUUGUGUGUGUGUGUGUGUGUGCGCAAUUGUUGGGAGUGUUGAUGAUUGUGCACCUUAUUUACUUUUAGGCAUUUUUUAUGGUGCACCGCACACCCGGUGUAACAUAAAUGUUUGCAUAUUUAUUUUAAGUUUAUUUUUUUAGCAACUAUACUACUUUUAUGUAUUUUGUGUGUUUGUGCUUGUAAAUAUAAAAUGCACAAUGAUUUCCCAACUAUCCUCACUUUAGAGGACAACCCUGUGAGAGAAUGAAAAUAAAUUCUGAUUGGACUUGGGGAAGGAGUUUUGUUCCAUGAUAAACACAGGGAAUAAAAAAUGGAUUUCAAAUUGUAAGCCAAAAUAGUAAAACUAAAAGCAUAACUGGCUUGGUUUACAGUUUACAAUUCCACUAUUGUGGCCUUAAAUUAGAAAUUUACUUUAAAUCUUUGACUUGUCGAUUCAUAGCAAAUUUCUAAUUUAAAGCCACAAUAGUCAGCCCCCUUCCCUAAAAAGAAUGCUGACCUUUUCCUUUAAGAAUGUCCUUUUGUCCAUUAAUCUUUGCUAGUUUCAUUGAGAUUAUUCAAUGGAAAUACUCUGGGUUUGGAAGUAGUGUCCUAUUUGUUGUUUGAAUGUAAUGUCUUGCAAGAAAGCCCUGUUAGCCAUUAUUUUGUGAGGAAUGUAGACUAAUCAGCUGAAGUUGUAAAACUACACAGAAUUCCUCACAUACUUAAAGAGCAACAUGAGUUGUGAUUAACCCAGUUUCCAACUGCUACAGUCAGACUCCCAAUCCAGCAGGAGGUUACUAAUUAACAUGCAGUAAAACAUUAAAUCCUGCCACUACAGUAUUUUAGUCCAUUUAAUAUUGUAUAGCACAGGAUAAUUUUACAAAAUGUGUUGAUUAUAUAUAGUAAAUGGGAUUACAAUAUAAAAUCUGACAUACCAGUCCAAAAAAAGGAAACUCUCCCCUGCGUUCCUACUCCAUGAACCACAAAUGCCCUACUGUAUAUUUAGAAAUAAAAUAGAAUAUUGAUGUACUUUUUACCAUUACAGGCCAAAGUCCUCAAUAUUUCUAAAUGUUGAUCCAUAACUUUCUUUUCAAUAAUAUCACAAUUCAUAAGGCCUAAAACACUAUAUAGUAACCAAAACAACUUUGGCUUAAUGUAGCCGUUUUAGUGUAUGGGUAUGGAUCAUGCCCCUGCAGUCUCACUGGUCAACUCUCUGCCAUUUAGGAGUUAAAUGACUUUGUUUAUGCAGCCCUAGUCACACCUGCCUGUAUGUGACUUACACAUCCUUCCUAAACACUUCCAGUAAAGAGUCAUCUAAUGUUUGCACUUCCUUUAUUGCAAAUUGUGUUUACUUUAGAAUUCAUUAUCUCCUGCUCUCUGAAUAGCUUGCUAGAUCUUGCAGGGGCCUCUUGUAUGUAAUUAAAGUUCAAUUUACAGAGGCUGCAUAAGCAAACAAAAGUGAUUUAACUCUAAAAUUGCAGAAAAUUAAACAGUGAAACUUCAGGGUCAUGAUCUAUACACAAACUGUUUCAUUAAGCUAAAGCUCGUUUGGUGACUUUAGUGGUGCUUUAAUGAUAAUCCACAAAGCAAAGAUUUGCUUUAUAAACUGACAGGAUACUGAGCGACUUAUAGCUUCACCAAAUAAUUGUUUUUGUUAUCGAUAUAUAUGUAAUAUUGUGUGUGUGUGUGUGUGUGUUUGUUUCAAGGAAGCAAGACUUUCCCUCUGGCAGUGACCUUGAAAAUUUAAUUUGGAAUUCUCUGGAUAUUCACGUGUCCUAAAAGAAUAUAAUAUACUACACUUCAUUUGCCUGAUUUUUAUUACAUUUUUUUCCACCCCCAGAUUUCAUUACAUGUUUAGAGAAACCAAGCCCGCUUUCUAAACCCGAAUACAGGUAAGAUGUCCCACUGAAAUAUGGAGCAUUGUUCCCAUAUAAACUGAAAUCUGCUUAUGUAAGAAUCCUAAAAACUGUUGGAAGGGAAAGAUGAAAGAAGAAUGUACCAUAUUUAUCGGCGUAUAACACGCACCUCAUUUUAAGAGGGAAAUUUCAGGGGAAAAAAAACUUAAAGGACCACUAUAGUGCCAGGAAAACAUACUCUUUUUCCUGGCACUAUAGUGCCCUGAGGGUGCCCCCACCCUCAGGGACCCCCUCCCGCCAGGCUCUGGAGAGAGGAAGGGGUUAAACACUUACCUUUCUCCAGCGCCGGGCGGGGAGCUGUACUCCUCCUCUCCUCCUUGCUCGCGACGUCAUCGGCAGGAGCCGCGCGCGCAUUCAGCCGGUCGCAUAGGAAAGCAUUUACAAUGCUUUCCUAUGGACGCUUGCGUGCUCUCACUGUGAUUUUCACAGUGAGAAGCACGCAAGCGCCUCUAGCGGCUGUCAAUGAGACAGCCAAUAGAGGCUCUGGAGGCUGGAUUACCCCUCAGUAUAAACAUAGCAGUUUCUCUGAAACUGCUAUUUUUAUUUAAAAAAAGGGUUAAUCCUAGAGGGACCUGGCACCCAGACCACUUCAUAAAGCUGAAGUGGUCUGGGUGCCUAGAGUGGUCCUUUAAAUUUCAAAUAAAGAACUUCUUUUCCCCUUCCCCUUCCCCUUCUUACCCCCUUUCUUACUCCCCCUCUCCCUCUUCUUACCCCCCUUUCUUACUUCCCCCUCCCCCUCUUCUUACUUCUUCCCCCACUCCCUUCCCUCUUCUUCUUCUUACCCCCCUCCUCCUCUGACCUCCCUCCCCCCCUUUCUUACUCCCCCCUCCCCGCGCGGAACAGGAGUUUCUGUUUCCUGUACCCGGUCGGACUGACAGGAAGGUGCACACUGAGCGUGCACCUUCCCAUCACUCCGGCCGGCCACCGCGGACAGCAGUGCGGCUCGGCCACGCUACAGGGGAGGUGAGUACCAACUGCAGCCGCCUGAGCGCUCUUGACAGAGCGCUCAGGCGGCUGCAGUAUUUUAAAGGGCCGGCGUAUAACACGCACCCACAAUUUCUCCCCUAUUUUCAGGGAGAAAAAGUGCGUGUUAUACGCCGAUAAAUACGGUAUUUAAUCAGGGGACUUGCGUAAGCAAAUGUCUGUCACAAGCAGGCACUGUUGACGGGAAUGUGUUAACACGGAGCAUUCAAACAUGUAACUUCUUACCCACGCUUGCUCAGUGAUCCAGAUAUUUGCUUAGUGGCAAACUUUAUGAAUUGGUGUAGAUUUUAAAAGGCUUUUUUGGUCUAAAUUUAGUUUUUUGUGAAUUUGUGGCACAAUUUAUAAAUUCUCACAAGCACAGCUCAUUUAUGAAUGUUUUUGCCAUUUUUCCCGACAGAAAAGAGGGAGAAUCUUUUCUCCGGUGAAAACUGGUGGAUUUUACUGUGAAGAAAACAUAGCCUUUUAGAUCACUUUAAUCAAAUUGAACGCCAUUUAACUGUCAUUUUUUGGAAUACUUUAUAAACUAGUGUUGCAUGCUUUUUUUUAAGAGUAUGAUCUGAAUAUUUGUGACCCAAACUCAAGAGGUAUUUAUCUGUUUGGUUUGAUUUUUCUUUUUGUCUGUUUUAUUGCAGCAGCUAUUGCCCGGCUGGCUGUCUUACACCGUUUCAGGAGAUCUCUGGGACCAUCCCUCUGGGGUAUAGAGAUGUAUGUAUCAGUGAGAUGUACUAGGUUAACACUGAAACUGUUAUGUAUAAUGAAUUACCUUUUUAUUUUUGCUUUAGAGAUAUUUAAACUUAAAGUAGAACUGUCACCUCAACAAUCUUUUAAUUAAUUGAUGCUUUCAUCAAAUUUUGGAAAUACAUUUAAUUUAACAAAUAAUCUAUGUGAAAAUUAAGAGAAAUUCACUCCUACCUUUUAAUAUGGUAAAAUGAUACUGUCCUAUACUAAAGAUAGGGAUGUGAUUAUUUUUUAUUUAUAUUUUUGACUUUUUUUUUUUUAUAUAUAAAUUAAAUUAACACAGAACCGGUUUCCUUUCAAAUUUGAUGAAAAGAUCUUUAUAUUAGUUAAGUGUUGAGGUGACCGCUGUCCUUUUAAGGAUGUUAACCUGAAUCUAUAUAGAUGCUUGUGGUUUUCUCUGUACAAUUGCUGGAGUACCAAAUUUAUUUAUUUAUAAAAUAUUUUACCAGGAAGGAUACAUUGAGAUUUCUCUCGUUUUCAAGUAUGUCCUGUGCAUUCAUACAAUAGCGUUCAAUAAAAUACAAAAACAAUAUUAAUACACAAUAUAUACAAAAUUUAACAUGGAACAGGUAGGAAAUAUAUUAUCAAACAUGACCGGUGCAUUCUGUUUUGAGGUAUGUAGAGAUGGAUCUCUUAAAUGACUUUAAGCUUGCGAAGGUGAGCGGGAGGUUGUUCCAUAAAUGCGGUGCUUUGUAGGAAAAGGAGGGUCGGACUGCUUUCUUUUUGUAUUGAGGUAGACUAAAUAAAGUGCUGGUACUGGAUUGGAGCUUAUAGGAGGUGGGAACAGCCGGGGAGAGCAUUCUGCUCAGGUAGGGAGGGAGCUUCAUCAUAUACAAUGUGCGAUUGGCAGACUGCACAGCAUGUGGAGCUGUAGCAAGUCGUGAAAUACAGUUUUUCUCUGCUUUCUUUAUCUGAAUCUGAUUUGUUUUAUUUCAAAGCCCCUUUGCCAAUCAAGUUGAAUGCACUGCAUUUGGGUCCCUCUAAAGUGUGUGUUUUUUUUUUUGUUUGUUUUUUUCAGCAAGCUUAACUAAGAGCAGUAAGCUCAAAUCUAGUUUAGAGCAAACACAGAACACGUUUGAUUCGAUCACCAUUUAUUGACAAAACCAUGUGAAAUCCCAAUUUGAUUUACUUGACAUUUUAAGCUCUGUUGGUUGAUUUGAAACCAUAUAUUAGGCAGUCUGAGGGUUUGAAUUUUCACGGGGUGGGAUGAGUAAGUCCACCCUCCCACCUCCCCACAAAGAGAAUUUAUUUAUGUAAAGAUUGGAGCAGAUUUUUUUAAAUCUGUAAAAUAUUUCUUUACUUUGAGGCAGUACAUGUUUUACCUCCUUUUUAAAGGAAAAUAGUUUCAUUUACUUUGUGCCCCAGGUGUUAUUUAGCAGAAUAAGCAGACUUCACGUAGCAUUCCGUGAGUUACAGCUGCUUUUUCAGUAGAAAGAAUUCCAAGUAUUUCAUAUGUAAGAAUCCGAUAACUGCUAAGAGGUCGAAGCAGCUGAUCUGCUGACCUUACAUUUCCACCUGCUCUGUAAUAACAUGGCAUUGGAUUACAAAUUGUUACUAGGCUGCACACCUUUUGAUAAAUUUCCAUAUCUUUCACUGAAAUAAAGAUUUAAUUAAUGAGCCUGGUCUGUAAGCAUAACUCCCAACCGUCCUGGAUUCGGUAACACAAUGCUGAUCUGGGGUUCCUGUCCUGCCCUCCUAGAUGUGAUCACAAAUAUCCUACUACUAGGAAAAACAAAGACAAGUCCUCGGUAAGUUCAGCGCGAGUACAUUGUUAGACCUGCUCUGAUAUACUAAACUCAGAGCUUCAAAAGCACCCUGCUCACGGUCUGUCCCUCUUAACAUUAUCGCGUUGCUCGCGCUCACACCUCACCACCACCAUUCAGCAUUGGGAGGUAUGCACAAAAGAUCCCUUUUUUUUUUUUUUAAAUUUAUUUAAAAAGAAAGUGUGUGUAUACGUAUAUUUUUAUUUAUUUUUUUACAGUAAAGAGUGCAAAAAUUACUGAAUAUUUGGUUGAAACUAGUAGAAAAUGUAUAUACUUAUAUGGCAGCUAAAACAUUUAAAACCCAUCCCAAAUGGAUUUCAACAUUACACACACAGUGUGUGUAGUACACACUUUUUUUGUGUGUGUGUGUAAAGUUGAAAUCCAUUUGGGGUGGGUUUUAAGGUUUACAAAGGGUACGGAAUCAAUACACUUGGUACAUCAUUCUUUACUAUAUAGAAGGGCAGCCAAUAAGAUAUAUUUAUGUAUAGGCCAAUGAUGGCUGACCGUGUGUGUGUGUGUAUAUAUGUAUGUAUGUGUGUGUGUGUAUGUGUAUGUGUGUAUAUAUAUAUAUAUAUAUAUAUAUAUAAUACACACACACACACUCUUCCCAUGAUGCUUAGCCCGCCUCUGUCCAUGAAAGUGUAGUAAAGUGAAACUGGGGGAGCUACAGUUACCCUCCCCAGCCUAUCCCAAACAUUAUAUAUAUUCUAUUGAGUAAGUUAUGUGCUCCUGUUAGGAGUUCAGAUGGUGUCGUUGCUGAUUUCAAGGAAAAUAUCUGUGAUUGGAGUCAGAAGGCAGAAGCCAGUAGUUUACUAAAAUUUCAAGAAAUACAUUAAAUAAAAUAUUCUAAAAGUACCAGUGCUUUGUACAAAAACCUUUUUUGGAUUCAUUCACCCACUGCUUUGAAUAAAACCUUUUUGUAUACCCGCUUCUCCUCAUUUAGAUAAAAUGAACGUUCAGUGACUUAGAAGUAAUGAGCACCAUUCACAAUGUUGUAUAACUCUGUGAUCUCGAAGUUGUAAAUAACUUAACAUGCCUUGCUAAUUUGUUUCUUUCUACAAAGCUGUCAGUGUAAGCUUUUUAAGAUUUUGGAUGAUCAAACCAUGUGAACCCUGUGUCCACGGAUUAUCCUGCAAGGUCUCCAUUGCAGCUCAUGUGAUUUAUCUUUGCCACGUUCAGGCAUUUUUUUUUAUUAUUUUUUUAUUUUAUUUAUUUUUUUACUCUCCUAUAAGCUUUUGCAUGAUACUACUCUUGGGCAUAGUGCCCUUAAACGGAUUCAGUCUAUCCGACCACUGCUUUUUCCUCACGUUUUACCCUGUUAACCUUUUAAAAUCCAGACUAGCGCGGUGUUUUUCUAGCUUGAAUAAUUAUUACAAAAUGUGCAGACUAAGCUCUACUGUUUUAUUUUCUUACAACAUGUUGAUAACAAUUUCUGUUGCUUAACAGUAUGAAAUGCUGUCGUGUACCAUCCAUGCACAACAAAAAUAAAGAAUAAAAAAAGCAGUAAAACCAAUCCUUCUGUUUUGGGGGAAUUUCUUUUUUCAAUAUAUAUAUAAUCUAUCCUUUACUUUUUAGUUGGUCGCACAGAUAUUGUUUUUCUUUACGUUGCUAUCUAAAACCCUGUCCGUUGUGUUUGCAGAUGGCUCAGGUUUUUAAGAGUUGUCCGAAUCCAGCUUUGUGACCUGUGUUUCAUCUUUUUACAGUCUUCAUCGUUGUGUAUGGCUGGUGUUCAUGCUGGAGUGGUCUCCAACGCACUCGGUGGACAAAUUAACGUGGUGAUCAGCAAAGGCAUAGCAUACUAUGAAAGCUCUCUGGCAAACAAUGUUACAUCCAAAGUGUAAGUAUCGCAGUUUGCAUAAACUUGUUACAGCCCACCGCUUGGAGGUUGUUUGCCUGUGUGUGCUUUUUGGUGUUUCUGUAAGACAAUAAGCACGUUUUAUACCCAGAAUCCACAAGCAUACAAAACAGUCAUUACAGAAAUAGAUCUACCAGAUUUGAUUUUCUAAGGAUUUUUUUUUUUUUUUUUUUUACUUUCCCCGAAAGCAGCUUUAUUUUAUAAUCAGGAUGGGCCAAAAUUCAGUGUAGGGUCUGUUGGUUAAAUUUUUAUUUUAUUUUUGUUGCAGGUACAUAUUUGUACUGAGUCUUGUGAGAUUAAUCAUGGGUAAAUUCACAAAAGAAUAACACAAUGAGUCAGAGAAAACAAUGAAUUUAUUCUUAAACUCAUGUCUGGCAAAGACUUAUUUUCACUUAAAUGGAUUUAACAAUGAGCAAAACAGUAGUUUCCAGGGUACAAGAAAUCCACGGUUAAGUUAUCAGCACCAAAUGCACCCUCUAGUGCAGGGUGACCACAUAGGAAGUUAUCUGCAGAAAUUCGCGCUCUAGAGCCUUAAACAUUUAUGUUAUGAACAACGUAAUCGAAUGAGCCUGACUUUCAAAGCGGCAACAGAGCUCAUUUAAAAGAUGUCAUCUUCUGUACCUAGUCAAACAAAUCUCCAUACGUUAAGCAUUUAUUGUAUGUAAUAUCAUUGAAAUUAGUUAAUUAAUAAAAAUUAAAAAAAGUUGACUCCUUAAACCCUACUCUGAAUUUUGACCCACCCUGUAUUUAUUUAAAUAUUUAAUUAUUGUGGGAAAUUACAAUUUUAACAAAUAUUUCCUAUUUCUAAUGAAAGCUAUUUUCGAGUAUUUUUAACACUACUAAGAGCUUAAGAGUCAUAGGAAUGUAAGCAAGACAACCAUUUUGGCAAAUUAGUAGAAUUAGUGUGAAACUUCAAAUUACAGAUACGAUGGGUUCGUUUGUUUGUUUUUUUUAUUACUCCAUCACGGUCAAUCUGUUUUGACAAAUUGUGCAUUCAUGUAAAAUACUCUUUAGAUAUUCUUUCAAAUUCAGAUUUAGGAAGUGGACUAUGCCACCGAGGAGAGGAUUCUCUCUUCAGAACACAAGUUUUUAAAUGUUAAAGGUUUCAGAUUUAAUAUCCAAGGAAACUUACGUGAGAUUAAUGUGCUACAUAGGAUAGUGUUAUAGCUUCUACCUAAACCAACAAAGGAUAAAAAAACACCUAUACUGGUUUUAUUUUUGUUAUGAUAAAAACGUUGAGAGUGAAUUCUUUUCCUGUGACUUCUUAAUCCCUUUGUGAGAUGGUUUAUAUCUUGCAUGAAUGUUCACGUCAUGAAUUCUUUCUGUUCUUUCUCUUACAGUGGGCCAUUGUCUACAAGCCUCUUUACAUUCAAGACGAGUGGUGAGUUGUAUUUAUGUAUUUUUAUUGUCAUUGAUCUUCUUUGAUCAAGUUAAAAUGAUAAUUCUCUAGAAUGAAUCUCUGCAUCCAUCUAUACUAUAAAUGGUGAUAUGCUGCACAUAGAAUUGCAAUAUCCUUAGUGUCGUAGGUGGUAGGCUAUGACCUCCGUUUGUAGGAAAUCUUGAAGAAUUUAACAUGAUGGGAAUUUCCAGGGAACACAUUGUGCUUGGCAUCCAUGCAUAAAUCAACUGGAAAAUGAAUGUAAUGCCCACAGCAACAUUACAAAGCAUUCAAAGGUUGUUGCGGUGGAUGACCUGCUUGCUUACUAUGUAUUCUCCAUUUUUAGGGCGAUCCUGCAUAUGAUGUAUUUGUGCUGUGUGAAAGAUUAGUGUGAUUCUCAAGCAAAGAAAGGCAACCUAAAUCUUUUAGAUUUAUUUUAUUUUUACAACAUAUAAAACUGGUGUUCUAGGUCAUCUGGAAAGGUUGUGAUAACAAUUCAUGUAAAUCAUACAGUACAAUCUGUUCAUUGUUAUGGUUGUAAACUGAAGUGACAAUUUAGAGGGAAUUUUAAAUAUUAGGACAAAGUAGUUGAACAUAAAGCAUAUCAUAAUUAAAGAAUUUUUCUGUUCAACUAUUUAGGUCUUAAAUGGGAAAUUCACUUUGAAUGGACUUUUAAUUCUCACUUUAGUAAUAAACCGUGUGUAUUUUCAUUUUCCAGCAUUUCUAGUUUAAUAAAUAUAGGCCUCAAUUUAAUGUGUUUGGCUGAGCUUUUCAAAUCAUUUAUUUUUUGAUUAAUAUUCCAUUUUUAAUUUUUUUAAUACUUUAAUAUUUAGAAAAAAAUCCUUUUAACAGUUUUAUCAAAAAAUUUAAUCAUUUGGAAAACUUCUCUAAAAAUAUUUAAUCAAGGUCAACUUUACCACUGCAGUUUAUACCCUUUUGGUGUGGCAAUCUUCACUGUGAAAUGGUAUUGUUAUAUUUUCUAAUAAUUGUUGAGUAAUAAAGUACAACCGUAGAUUACACUUUACUGUAUGUGAUGUGCCUCUGUGAACAUUAUUUGCUUUAAUUAUUAUUUAUUGCACAACACUUGCAGGAUAAUGAGACUUGAUGUUGACCCACCUGUUUUUGUAUUUUUGGGGGAUAAUUCGUUUAAUUUAUACCUUUUUAAUGAAAUCAUGGUCUGGGUAAUAUUAAUCCUCCAAAAUUGACUGCGAAUUUCCUCCUAAUAGCUCUGUAUAUGCUCUUUUUAGUUUAGUCUCCAACCUCUCCCUAUCCAACAGAAAAUAGAUGAUGAAUAGUAGAAAUAUUGAAUGCUUGUAUAAAAUUUGUAUUCACUUGGAAUGUUUUUGUUUUGGCCAGGGUGUUAUGGAACUUUAGGGAUGGAAUCUGGAGUUGUCCCAGACUCGCAGAUAACCUCUUCUUCUAUCUUGGAAUGGAUCGACCCUGAAGGACAGAAUAAUGUGUGGAAGUCCGAUAAAGCCAGACUGAAAAAAAUUGGACCUUCCUGGGCAGCAUCAUUUAGUGAUGAACAUCAAUGGCUGCAGAUUGACCUGAAUAAACUGAAAAGGAUAACAGGUCAGUGAACAUUUCACGACUCUUUAGCGGUGAGAUUACGCAAUCAUUCAGCAUUCGUUCCAGCUGGGAGAAUAUGCAUCUGUGAUACCCGGAUUCAGAAGAGACUAGAGGUCUGAUCUGAUUUAGGCAACCGGACCGAUAUUGGACACUAUAGGAGUUAUUCACUAAAGACGUUCUGCCUCCAAGGCAAAUUAUGUGCAAAACACAGCACAGUAUUUAUUAAAGAGUGGUUGCCAGACAAAAUCAAUGAAUGCUUUAUUGUGCGCUUUUCUGUUUAAUAAAUCUAUCAUUUCUACAUUUUAUUAGUGUAGUAAUUGUUUGUUUUGUUUCAUCUGAGCAUUCCCUAGGAUUUGGAAGCAUUUUUACGUUAAUUAUAUUGCGAUAAACACAUCACUUUAUAAGGUGUAUGGAUGUCUGCAGAGCCGUCAAGGGAGAGUGAGACACGGUUCCCGGUACUAUGAUCAUAGCACCAGGAAAAUAUCUUGCGGCGCCCCUGUGUGCCCGUCGCAGUUUGGGAACCGCUGUGUUAACUGGUCACUUUCUUUUGUAACUAUCUUUCCUAUAUUUAUACACGGUACAAAGCUUUGGGAAAUGGGAAUAUUUUGCAUAAAGCAGUGGUCCACUUUAACUUUCGAGAGGGAGAGCGAAAUUGAAUUAGCUUUGUGUAGCCUUGAAAUAUUUAUAUAUACACACAGUGGGGGAUAUGUUGUCACAUUUAUUUUAUAUAUUUCUUUUUAGGGAUCAUAACAACAGGAUCCACUCUCUCCAAGUUUAACUACUAUGUUUCUUCCUACAAAAUUCAAUACAGUGAUGAUGGAUCCAAGUGGACAAUGUACAGAGAACCCAAUACUGAUAAAGACAAGGUAAAAGUUUCAUAGAGUUACACUAAGCCCUAUAGCGGAGAUAGACAAUUGUUUGCAUUCCAGAUGUUGUGGACAUCAUUCCUAGUUCUGCAGUGCUGAAGGUUGCUUACCUGCUUACCUCUCUCUUAUUCUAAAGGCAUGCAAAGCAUCAUGGGAGUUGUAGUUCUACAACAUCUGGGGAUCUACCUAUUGGGCACCCCUGUCUUAGAUGUAUGCUCAACCAACCUAUGUAACAACAUAUUUAAACAUGUCACACCCUUCUUGUUGGUUUUUGUAUUUUUAGAUAUUCCAGGGAAAUUCCAACUACGACCAGGAAGUUCGAAAUAACUUUAUUCCCCCCAUAGUUGCUCGGUUUGUGAAGAUAAACCCUGUGAAGUGGAACCAGAAAAUUGCUAUGAAGGUAGAGCUGCUUGGAUGCCAGUUUAAUCCCGGUGAGAAUGUCUUUACAUGUGCAACCAUUUCCCUUAUUCCGUGUUGGUUACAUCAAUGGUUUUAUACUGUCAAUCCAAUAUGGCCUAGAAAGACCCUAUGGUAGUAUGUAUUGCUAAGAAUCUGCUGUUUUAUACAGCCCUGCCACUGUUACUGGAGUAGUAUAUUCCAUUUUGAUAUAGUAUUAAAUGUUUGGUUUAUUAUUAUGGAUUUUAACAGGAUUUGGACCUUAAGGAGAGUUAAAGGGAUACUGUAGUGCCAGGAAUGCAAAGCUGUAUUCCUGGCACUAUCGCUCUCGCUUCCUCCCCCCCCCCCCUUCCCCGGGUAAAUAAAGGGUUGAACCCCUUUAUUUACUUAUCUUAUCACAGAGCCGGUGCCCCUUCAACAUCCCGUGAUGAGCGGGCACUAAUGUGCAUGUGUGGCAAAUGCCACACGUGCAUUACACCUCCCCAUAGGAAAGCAUUAGUCCAGUCUUCCAAGUUAGAGGCACUCUUGCUUCUAGAAGUAAAAACCUUACUAGACUAGAAAGUCACAGAAGACAUUCGUCCUCCAGAAUACUUCUUAGAAUGUUCUUGAUUCAGAAGCCAGACCACUCCUUCAGACCGAUUCUGGAUAUAAGAAAGGUCAAUUUAUAGGACUCCAGGACAAGGUAUUGCGUGGAAAAUAUUUUGACUUCUAAAAAUGGGAUUGGAUGUGUUCCCUAGUUGUGAAGGAUGCUUACCUUCAUUACAUAGUUGAGUCUCCAGGAGAAAAUGUUUAAAGUUUUGUGUCCAAGAUCAUUAUUUUUGUUUCUUCACCUUUUCCCUUCUGUCUCAUCAGUCUCACAAGUCUUUGCAAAGGUGCUGGUGGUAAUUGUGGCACAUCUGAUGGGGAAAAAAGUAUCUGUAUUCUGUAUCUAAACAAUUGACUUUUGAAAGCUCUGUCAAAGGAACACUUUCUCAAAGAUUCCCAAGCAGAUAUGCUCUGUCCAUGGUUGGAUGUUAAAUCUACAAACGUCAGAACUAAAUCCAUCCAACAGCCUUCAGUUUUUGGGUCUUAUUUUAGACUCUAUACAGAUGAGAAAUGUUUUUACUCCAGAGAAAGUAAGCAAGCUGAGAUCUGCUUUUCCAUCUUUGGAAAAAGGAGAAUCUGUUCGAUCAGAGUCCUGGGUCUUAUGACUUCUGCUAUACCAGCAGUCAACUGAGCAAAAACCCAUAUGUGCCCUCUCCAAGCAAAUUUCCUUGCAGAAUAGGACCAUAUAAAUUCUUCUCUAUACAAUCUAAUGUAAACAACAUUAAACAUCUGGCAGAGAACUUCCUAAUUUCUUGCUUCUAGUCUAUCCUUCAGAAUUAAAACCUGUGUGCUUAUUUUGACGCCUUUCAUUCUGAAAAAGGCCGCUGGUUCCAGGAAGAUAUAAAUAAGUCUACCAACUUCAGGUAACUUAAAGAUGCUUGACAAAUAUACGAACACAACUAUCUGGGAUACAGCUUGUAUUCCUAGGAAAAAAAAAUAAACAAACAAUGCAUUGUGUAAUAUUGUUUAACAGUGUAACUAUCACACAAUAAGCACAAACGUGAAGAAUUAAGCACUCGAAAGGUGCUUCUCCCAAAGAUGAUUGUGGCUAUAACUUCCUUAAGGCUGCCAAUAUCUACCAGGAGCCAGACUGGGAUCCGGACAGCGGGUAUCAAAAAGGUAUUUUAGUGAAUAGCAAUAAAAUAUAAAAGCGUCAGGGCCUACGCAUUUCAUACCCUCAAAAGGAACUUCCUCAAGGAAGAGAGACCCAAAUAUUUGGAUGCCUCUACUAAAAUUCAAGAAUCUUCUUCUACACAGCCAUGUACAGAUUAGAUCAGAACAUUCCACAACAGUGGCAUAUCUGGACAGACAAGGGGGACUUGCUCAUCCUCCAUAUCCAGCUUUUGAAUUCGAAAAAUAUCAUGCUUUCGGCAGGAAUUAAUCUUCUGUCAAUUUCAGCAGUUCAUCAAAGGAUUUUCCAAUAAUUUGACAGACGCUUUAAGCAGUAAUCACAUUAAACAAGGAGACUGGUCUCUCAGAUAUUUACCAAAGGUAGAUUUGAUGCCGUCAAGGAUAAACAAGAGACUACAGAAAUCCGCCUCCAUCCAAGAUUCUGAACAACCAGAUGCCUUGGAUUGUAUUUCAAUAAAAUGGAACUUCUUGCUACCUUAAUCUUCGCUCCUAUAUACCUGAUUCCAAGUGUACUCCAGAAGACCAUUCAAGACAGAGUAGGAAUGGUGUCAGUUGUUUCCUUCUGACCUUACAGAAGUUGAUUCUCCACUUUGAAGACUCUUAAAUCAAUUACAGAUCAUUGGAAUAUUGAGAUUCGGGAAGACACAUCCUAGAAUACAACCUGGUACCUCUACAGACCCUGAUAACCUUUAAACGAACAACUUGGCUUCUGAUCCCCUGGUUACCAGGUUUAUUGAAGACUGUAUCUAAUCUGUUCCCCCACCAUCAGAGAACUCAUUCUACAUUGGGACAUUAAUUUGGUGUUUACAGUCCUUUGCUCCCCUCCAUUUAAACCAGUGCAAGAUUGUGAAAUGUGUCUUCCCUUGGAAGACUGUAUUCCUAGUUUCAUUAACAUUCCUUGAAAGGUUUGCCGAUCUUCAGGCUCUCGUUAUCAAUAUUUUGUUUUUCAUCUGGAGAGAAUCAAGGAAUUCAGGAAAUUUGAAUAUUUGUUCUUUUCCACUUGAUUAGAGAAGCCAUAUAUCUGGCUUAUAAGGCUUCAAAUGUUUCACCUCCUAGUAAACUUAAAGCUCAUUCAAUGAGAGCAGUCUCUACUUCCUGCGCUCAAUUCAUUGCUAAACAUAACCGGUUCGAUAUUAUGGCCUCUCACAAUUCGUUUUGGUUUUCCGGUAUAACAAGCCAUUUUUACAUGAAGAUCUGACUCACCCUUUGAAUUGCUUUUGUCCCUAAGGUCCUGUAAUGCCUUUUAACCUGCUUGGGGGGGGGGGGCGCGAUUGCUCUAUUUCCAGCUAACUAGCCUUUAUUAAAAAAAAUUACAUUUUGAUGAGAACUAAGCAGUUCAAUAACUGGUUUAGAUGACUGAUUUGGUUUGAUUAUUAAUGCUAAAAAGUAUAACAAAUUAUUUUAAUUAUUUUUUUUUCCUUCUACCUUGAAGUUUUGGCUCCAAAAACAAUCCCUCCUGCCUUGAAGCCCCGUGCUAAUAAUCGCUCCCCACCUAUUGUGGACAAGACCACCUCUCCCUCUCCUCCGGAGAUCAAGAACACAACGAUGAGUCCAAAUAUUACAAGAGGUAACUUUAUGAUAUCUAGCUAUAGCAGAAUUGCACUUCUAGGGUUACAUUUCUUAAAACAAACUUUUAUAAUUACAUGGACCUAGCUUAUAUGUGACUGCUCCAUCUAUGCAAACCCUGUCGGGUAAACCCAAUGUUUCAGUUAAGGAUUAAGAACCAGUGAUCCAGGCUAGUGGGUAAAAACAUUCUAUUGACCGUAUCAAUCAGUGUGUCCUCUAUCUUUCUUUGCGUUUAUAUAGCAUACAUCCACGAGAGAUGGAUUUAACGCUUCAAUGUAUGCAUUAUAGUUUGGUUUAAAAAAAAAAAAAAAAAAAAAAAAACUAUAUUGGAGAGUAAAAAUGACAGGACCUAGGCACCCAGGCCACUUCACUGAGAUGACAUGGACUUUAAUAAAGUCACUGUUUGCAGUUCAAACAUUGUCCAGCAAAUAUAGGCAAUUAUAUUCCAUUUUUAUGAUGAUGUGGGAUGCUCUGCUUUGGUCAUCGUCGGGGAAAAAAAAAAAAAUUAUUUUUUUUAUUUUUUUUAAGCUCAUUUUAUAGUCUAUAUUCACUUUGGAAAGGUAAAUUUGAAUUGCCAGUAGAAAGAUGACUAUUAGACUGGUUUUAUUUAAAAAAAAAAAAAUACUGCAUAUGAAUUUGCAAUAAUAUUUAUGAAAGAUGUAGGGUUUUUUUUUUUUUUUUAAAACACAAAGCUCUGGUAUGUCGAUAGACUCUGUAGCAGCAGAGGGGUUACCGAGACAGUCUUCCAGCAGGCGUGUAAAGAAAGUUUGCUGAGAAAUGCUUAGCUCUGCCUUAUGUCAGCUGUGAGCUGCCUACUCCCUGUUAGGAAUGCUGGGCUGACAUCACAGGGUUCUGAACUCUGCAAGUAGUCCUCUGACUCACACUGUGAGCAGCCAAGGGCCAGAGAUUAGUUUAACCAUUAGGCUGCUGGAAGAGGUGGCAAUGAAUAACACAUUAAUGGAAUAGCUAGAUUGAUCUAUACUUUGUUGUACAGGCAUUUGUGUUGUUUGUAUGGAAUGUAGUGGAGAUUACUUGGUUAAGAUCGAGCAUAUAAACAUUUUGUGGCCAAACAGUAGAAGCUCACAUGAAACGUUUGUAAGCCUGUCUAACAAAGCGUCAUGAGAUCUUCAGUUCCACAACAGCAGGAUUAUAUUUUUAUCAAACCUACAAUAGGGAGAUGAGGAUGACUGCACACUCACCGUACCUCCUCGGAUAUUUCCAUAGGGUAAUUUUAUGGAUAAACCAAAGUAUUGUUAGGAAUACAAACAUUAAGCUGUAGUGGUUCUGGUGACUAUAGUGUCCCUUUAAUGAUUGUUUUUGGUUCUGUCGGUAUGAAUUUUUAUUCUCCCCUCUAUACAAUAUGCCUAUAUCUGUUUUUUUUAAUGUGAGAGAACAAACAUUCAGUUGAGGUAGAAGUGCUAAAUCCAAAAGCAAACAGAGGUUCAGUGAGCUCUGUAACAGAAUGGACGUGUGUUGUGAAAUCUGUGCUUGUGUUCCGCUGGUGACCCAGAAGAGGUUACUUCGCCCAACACCUACACAAAUAUGUGGUCACUGAUUGGCGUGUAAACCUCUGUGUUCUUGUUUUAAUGGAUUGCAGAUGUACCCUUGGCAGCGAUCGUGGUUCCUGCAUUAGUCAUGGUUCUCACCGGCAUCAUACUGGUGUUAGUUUGCGUCUGGCACUGGAGGAACAGGUUGGUAAAAUUCAUUUCUCGGCAUGCAGCGUUUUAAACAUUGCUUUUCCCAAAAUGCAAGCUACUGGCUUAACCCCUUUCUCGUCAGAGGUGACUUUGAAUAAACUAAUAAACAGAUUCUCUGAACUUUAAUUAUUUAAACUAAACCGACAACAAAACUGUUUGCCUAUCCUACACUGAAUAUUGCAUGUAUGUACAUAUGCAGAAUAUAGAGAUCUAAUCUAACUUUUAAAGUGCUAUUGCCUUUGUUAACCCUGAAAGCACCAGUGAUAUAUUAUGGUAAUACAAUAAAAAUCUGGCCAUGAGACAUUCUAUAGAAGUGGGGAAUGUCCUUAUUUACCUUUUGUUGCAAUAUUCAGCUAAAUGGUUGUUUUAAAACCCCUACAUCAUCAUGAAAUAUCCCAAAGAUCUGCCAUUAAAUAAUUAUUUUAGUGAUGGUCAUUAAAGUGUUAAUUACGAUGUUGCACAGCAGGCGUGGUAAGCCAUUUUUUUGGUUCGGGAGGAGAUUCCUUUCACUGUGCAAAGGAACAUUGCUUUAGUUUAUAUACUCAACAUUUCAUAUUUCCGGAUGCUUACCAGAUAGCAUAUCUUACAAUGCCAAUGUUGGGUUCGAUGGCACAAUUAGAUUAUUAUUCUGUGAUUGCAGUUUUAUUGAAUAGUUGAAGCUCUGCAGGCCUGUGCUUAUACAGUAUAACUAAUUGGAUCUAGGUUUCUCCUGUAGGAGACACAUAUACACUGGACUCCACUUAUAUUUGGAAUUGUAAAAUAUAUAUAUUUAAAAAAAUGUUUAUUAUUUAAAUCUGUCCUUGUAAAAUAAAGUUCCUGCUAUGACUGAUCAUCCACAGAAAGCAGAUACUAUAGGAACAUUCAUAAAUAACCAGAUUGACAAAGCUCUGAAAGCGGAUCAAUUGAAUGUCUUUGAACAUUUAGCACUUUGCCACAAAAUAGCAUCUGGGUUGAUUUAAUAAAUCUACGCCGAUAUUUGUAAAUACAGAUUGCGUUAAAAAAUUGAGUAAGUUAGAAAUACUGCCCAAUCGCACGUUGUAGUCCUCAUCAGCAAGGCACCGUUAGGUACUAUCCCUGCAUCACUGUUAUUAAUAACACAUUGUUUUCUACUGCCCUCUUGUGGCUGACUUCAUUUUAUUAAUUAAAGGACCACUGUUAUCAAAUUUUCACUAUUUUUAAAAAAAUUCACUACCUGUAUUUCUGACCCUAUGGUGUUAAAAUCAGCACUGCCCCAUGAAGCACAUCUAGCAGCCAUCUGAGGAGUGGCCAGAGGAGGUGUCCCUAGGCUGUUUUCAGAGAAAAUUUUGUGUUUACUGCAAAAUGCCAGAAGGGAAUUAUUAUACUCCCCAGAACAAAUAAAAUAAGCUAUAGUUCUUGAGACUAUAGUGUCCCUUUAAUUAACACAGUCCUUUAUUUCCUGCAUGGCUUUCUAUGUUUUGUUUACAGGAGGGAUUUAUUUUUAUUAUAUGAUCUGAGUUUGUAUAUUUAUUUCUUCCAUGCUACAGAAAGAAGAAAGCGGAGGGAACGUAUGACUUGCCUUCCUGGGAUCGUGCAGGUACCAUAUUAAACCUUUUACUAAAUCCUACAAGUUGUAUGUAGUAAUGGGAACCCUCUAUCGCCAUUCCUGCAAAGAUUAGAGGUUUAACGCUGCUGCUCCUCCUGUCUGGAUACAAAUACCCUUUUCAGAAUUGUAUAUGAACUCUCUCUUAUUGUGAAUGCCCAAUUACUGCUUGGAAAUCAUUCGCUCUUCAUGGCACAUUUAAAAAAAAAAAAAAACCUUGGCAAUUGUUCUUUCAAUUUGGCAUAUCAUUGCCACUUAUGGUCUGCUGUUAACACUCUGUAGGGGAGGUGAGUUAUGUUCCUCCUUAAUAAAUAAAUGUGGACAUAAGUUAAAUGCUAGAAUCUAUGCAGCAUUUAAAGUGACAGACUGGGAUGGUGUAGACAAGUUACGUUGUCUGUUGAGCUUUGUAUGUGCCCCUAAAUUAUUUUCUAAUUUCUUGUAGGGUGGUGGAAAGGAAUGAAGCAGUUUCUUCCAGCCAAAUCAGCUGAGCAUGAGGAGACCCCUGUGCGGUACAGCAGCAGUGAAGUUGGCCGUCUUCGACCCAGAGAGGUGGCUACCAUGUUACAAGCAGACUCAGCAGGUACUGAUAUUAACUAAUCCUGCUAAGAUACUUUGAAAUCCGUAGAGUGAGCUAUGCCACCAUAGUAUUAGAGAUUAACUGCGCUCUAGCAAAUAUGAACAUGUGCAUAUAUCAAUACAUACUAGUAACUUGUACUUUGCUACUUUAUAUAUAAACAUAUGGGUCUCCAGUUUUAUUGUACUGGAUCAUACACUAGUUGUGUUUGCAUUACUCAAAAAGAAUAAACAUAUAAUCAUAGUUAUGUGUCCAGAAUGAUAUGGAUACGUUAUAGAGAGUUCAGAGAAGGGCUACUAAACUGGUUCAUGGAUUGCGGGAUAAAACUUACCAGGAAAGGUUAAAUGAUCUUAACAUGUAAAGCUUGGAGGAAAGACGAGACAGGGGGGAUACGAUAGAAACAUUUAAAUACAUAAAGGGAAUCAACACAGUAAAGGAGGAGACUAUAUUUGAAAGAAGAAAAACUACCACAACAAGAGGACAUAGUCUUAAAUUAGAGGGACAAAGGUUUAAAAAUAUCAGGAAGUAUUACUUUACUGAGAGGGUAGUGGAUGCAUGGAAUAGCCUUCCAGCUGAAGUGGUAGAGGUUAACACAGCCAUGAAGUUUAAGCAUGCGUGGGAUAGGCAUAAGGCCAGGGACUAAUGAAAGUAUUUAGAAAAUUGGGCAGAUUAGAUGGGCCAAAUGUUUCUAUGCAUGCAUAUGAGUUGAAUAUCCUUAUGUCCAACUGCUAUUUAAUUUUGCUUUUGUCUGUAUAUGUGUUAACAGAAUAUGCUCAGCCACUCGUAGGAGGAGCACUUGGCACUCUUCAUCAGAGGUCGACCUUCAAGCCAGAGGAAAGCAAACAGCCCAGUUUCAAUGACCUGGACUCCUACAAUUGCCCUGACCAGGAGAUUUACCAUGCUUAUGCAGAGCCGCUGCCUACAAGUGGUCCAGAAUAUGCCACUCCUAUUGUAAUGGAUAUGUCUGGUCACCCAACCGGAACCAUGUGUUUGCCUUCAACAUCCACAUUUAAAGUUCCUGGGACUCAAGCUCCCCCGUUGGUGGGGAAUUAUAAUAAACUACUAUCUAGGACAGACAGUUCACCCUCUACACAGGUACUAUACGACACUCCUAAAGGGACUCAAAGUGCAUGUCCUGUAGAGGAAUUGGUGUACCAAGUCCCACAGAGUGUACCACAACCAACAGUGAACAAAGACGUUCCUCUUUAGGCAGUGUAUGCCUCAGAGACUGGAGGAAUAGAGACUUCUGGAUGCAAAUACCAGGUUCAACAAAAUGGCUUUAUUUUCUACGAGCACAUUGCUUUUAAAGUGUAGGCAUUUGUGUAAAAAAGAAAAUUAGCUUUUAAUCGCACUACUAAGAUGACUUGUGAAACAAAGUUUUUGAUAUUGGAGCACAAGCCCUACCCAGUAACAUAAAAAUAACUAAUCGUUACAGAUCUGAAUAGUGUGUAAGGUUACAUAAACUGAACAUGCUGCGUGUGCACUCCUAUUACAGGGAUACUAUAGAUAGAAAAGCAACUUUAGUUUAAUUAAGCGGUUUUUGUUUAUAGAUCGUGCCUCUUAAGUUUCACUGGUCAAUUCUGUCAUUUAGGAGUUUCUUUGUUUCUGUUUAUGCAGCCCUAGCCACACCUCCCCUGAAAGCAAAGUGGUCGCAUUUUCAAUCAGAUGUUACUUACUUUACCUCCUGCUCUGCAAUUUGCACUUUAAUGACACACAUGAUGCUCCAGCAGGAUCUAGUAAGCUAUUAACAGAGCAGGAGAUAAGUAAUUCUAAAUUAAACAGAAAUUGCAAUAAAGGAAGUGUAAACAUUAGAUGACUUUUUACAGGAAGUGUUUAGGAAGGCUUUGCAAGUCACAUGUAGGGAGUUGUGCAUAGAGCGGCAUAAACAAAGUCAUUUUAUUAACUCCUAAAUGGCAGAGAAUUGAGCAGUAAAAUGGCAGGGUCAUGAUCUAUACACAAAAAACUACCUCAUUAUGCUAAACUUGUUUUUGUGAGUAUCGUGCCCCUCUAAGUGCCCUGAUCUGUUCAUGUUUUGUUGUAUUAAUAAUUACCUUGUUGUUCCGCAAAUACACAUCUUUACAAGAUCAGAGAAAAAGCUCUCGCUCGGUUUACAUUCUCCAUUCAUUUUAGAAGAAAAAUGUACUCCUAUGUAGACACACUGUUUAUUCUACCAAGCUCUGAUUUGGACAGCUUGCGUGGUAAGCACUCAAUGUUCUCUGACCCACGGUUGCAUCUUGCCCUAAUUCCUCAAACACUGAAUGUUCUUUUGUUUCAAUAACUGUAUCUCCAGUCCCCUGCCUUCAGCAGCUUUUCUUGACUGUAUCAUUUUGAGCCCCUGUUUCAAAUUUCAGUCCAUGAUUAAUGUCACAUCGGUUAACUGAAGGGAAAACUUGAAGUCUUUGUAUACAACUUCCAGCAGUAAGCAAGUAGAGUAUCGAUUUAUGUACUGCCAGGUAUAAAGUGGUGUACCGUGUACUUGGCAAAUCGAUUCUUCUCUGUUGGGCAAGUGAUCAUUGAAGUUUGUGUUGAGUGUAAUUGACACAAUGUGUGUACUUUGCUGGUACUGCAAUGUAUUUCUUGUUUUGUUUUUCUUUUAUAUGUGUUUUUAUUAAGAGUUUUUUGCUCCUUAAUUUAUAAAGAACGCAUUAAGUCAUGUGAUGAAGAUAGGCAAAGAGUGCAUGGAUAUUUUGGAGAGUUGUUUAUACAUAAUAUUGUGACUUUUCCAGAUUGAUUAUUAACUAGCUUUCACGUGAACUUGUUGGGGGGGAGGGGGAUGGGACUCAAAUACAUUUUGAAAAAAGUCACCAGGUGAAUUGGAUUAUUUUAAUAAUAAACCAUGUGAAGGAUGGGAUGUUAAAGAUGCGGCUUUCCAAAUGUCCCUCAUGUGUCAGUUUGUUUCAGGAGUAAAUAAGGCUGUGAUCCAUCAACGGUCAAGCUACUAGUGAUCAGUGGCUUUCUAACUGAACUAGGCUUUUUGGAACAAGAACAUGAUGCUGUUCAGCUCACAGGCAAUAGCCUGUAAUAAAUCUGCCGUAACCGCCUGCCUUCCCCAGGGCAAUGGAAACCCAUUUGAAGAGUUGAGUGAUUGUGUUUUGGUAAAUUUAUUGUUUGUUCUAUUGCAAUUUUAUAAUGGGCCACUGAACAACUUGUGAACUGGGUUGUCAAUGACGUUUAGUUACUCGUCACUCGUAUUUUUAAUGCUUUGACAAAGGGGUUAUUCAAAUUUCUAGAUUUUGGCUUCAGCUAAAUAUUAUAGACAAAGAGUGUGGUCUGUUUUUUGUUUUUUUUCUGGUUGAAUCCAGCAUUUAGACCUGCAUAAUGGAGAAGACCAAGGAAAAAACAUAUGAUUUGAUGCGUUCUCGUUAACCGCUGCAUAGAUAAUCCUAUAGAUGGUCCUAAAUUAAAUAUUAAGUUUUGCUCUCGCAGUAUUACUGCUUUUAAGACGGUGGUGUCCUUUAUACGGUCUAUGCAUUUUAUAUAGUUGUUCCAAUCCACUGGUAGCAUAUAAAACCCAAACGAAAAACACACACAAGUAGAAAACUGCCUCUGCACACAGCCUUUAUGCCGCAACUAUGAUUAAAAAAAAAAAAAUAAUAAAGUAAUUAAUAAAUAAGUACACAGUGGUUACAUACUAUAGCUGAUAGAUUUACUUCUGGUGCUGGUUCCAUAGUUCACAAUUCCAGAGAAGAACCGCACUUUGUAAUCCGUAAGCUCGACAUGUUGAGGAUUUUAUCUAGAUUGCUUGUCACUUAUGUCUGUGUGUACUUUUUUAGGAAUCCAUCUCGUACUGAUUACAAAGUACAGUUCUUCUCUGGAGUUGUGCUGACCACAGCUACCAGUGUAGUUUUGCCAGAUGCAUACGCAUUUCCGGUCAGUGUAGUGGUUAUGCUGCUAGCUGUCUCUGGAUGCGCUUAACAAGUACGUGGUCAAACUGUGUAGGUCCCCUCCUGGGCCUUAACGAUCCGUUAAAUCAGCCACAGCAUUCAAGUUGACAUUCAUAACACAAGGGCAAAUUCUACAUUAUGAAUGCAGCAAGGAAGGCCCCCUCUAAUUAUAUGAUGGGGGAGUAAAAAUAAUUCAGCUAAUUUUCUAGGUCUACUAUUUUGGUUCAAGAUGUACUAUUCACAUUUCAUUAUUGCAUUCUAAUCAAAUGACCCGGACCUCUUUUUAAAGAUUUAACUCAUUUUCUUGUCCUGUCUGCUGUAAGAGGCGACGCUAGACCAUUAGUAUGUGUAACCAUGGUAAGCCAGGAAAAAUUUAUUCACAAAAUAGGACUAUUUUAGCACAUUUUGAUAUAAUGCUAAAAACCCAUGCUAAUUGCAGGAGUUCUUUUAGCUAUUCUUGUGAGUGAUACAUUUUGUGAAUAGAAAUGCACACUAAUGAGAUUAUUGACUAACGUGAUUUGUUGGAAAAAUCAUCCGAUCUGAAAUACACUUUGACUUUCCAAUUUAGCUUUAAAAUCCCUUUAACUUAAAUUGGCGAUUGACCCUAGAAUGUAGAGCUAAUAUUUUCAAUGUAUAUAUUUUUCAAUAGUUACGGUCUGUACGAUUUUCCCACUCUCACUUUAUUUUUACACAUUAUUUUGCUGCCCAUUGGCACACACCUCUCCUAUAAUUAUGGCCCAAACUGUUCUUGUCUUGUUGGACGUAGUUUAACUUUCUCUACAGUUUAUAAGAUUAAACCACAUCUGCCGUGAUAUUGGAUGCUAUUACAGGUCCAUCAAUGAGGAAAGUUCUGCUAUCUUGGGGUCAAUGUUUUGAAUUAAAAGUUUGUUGAAUUACAUAUGUUUGUGUAUGUACUUGCCUGUAGGGGGUUGUUUGUAUAAGUUAAAGCAGAGGUCAAGGAUGGACCAUAAGCUGUAACCAAAUGGCUACUAAAAAAGCGUUUAAAAAUGUCAAUGAUCUAUAGUCCACAUCUAUCUUCCAUUAAUGUGAAAUAUACUUUUUUCAUUUUCUGCUGGUGAAAUUACUCAAUUUAGUAAUUUUUCCACAUGAGAUUCAACCACUUGUGAUGGAACACUGAAAAAAUAUUUUCAAUGGUCCAUCUAUCAUUAUAGAAUAAAAUAAUGCUGGUUAUGAUAUAACUGAUGACAUGUCAUGAUUCCCUUUUAUUCCAGAAGCUUGGUCCUUAAGGGGUUAAAUCUCUACUGCCCAUUGACCACUUUGAUUGCUGUUUGGUAUAGCUGUGUGAAUACAGUGCUUACAAAUUCCGCAAUGGUUAAACACCAACAAAUAAUCACGUUAUUAAUGAGUCUAAAUGUUAUGUUUGAUACAUGGAGAUUUUAUUACACUUUCAUACAGUGACUGGAAUCCCAAGUGCAAAUUCCCACAAUGAAAUAACUAGUAAGGAAUUCUGGGAAUUGUAGGAUCCUCCGCAGGAAGACUAGCAAGGUUGGAUAACCUGCCAUCCCAUAAACAUCUCCUCAUUGUCUAAGGGAGUAAAUACAAAUACAUGUGAUUAGGUGCUGACUGACAACAGUGUAUUCAAUUUAAAAUAAAAUAUUGAAAUGUUUUGUUAAAAUUUAGCUUGGGAUAAUUGAUGGUAUUUUGGGUCUGUUCAUGCACAGAGGAUUAAAAUAGAAAAUCUUGUAUUGAAAUGAGUAUUUUCCCUUGUGUAUUUCAAACAUGCAGAGCUGGGUGAUCACAAUUAUAGUGAGUGUGGUGAUUACUGGAGCAGAUUAAAUCUGUUACAAAUCUGUACCGAUAUACUGAGAAUAACUACCACUAAACUUGUGCAAAACCGUGUUUAGAACAAACAGGCCAAAACAAAUGUUUGCAACAAACAAAUGUUUUCACCUCGCCAUUUCUAAUAUGAGGGUGCUUUCAUUUUUCUAGUGAACUCUAUGGUAAUUCGAUUUGUUUAUCCAUCUAUUAACCAGCCUGUUUUAUUGCCUGGAGGUCAAAGUGUUAAAUGUUCUAAAAUAGAAUUAUGAAAUAUGUGCUUUUUUUUUUUUUUUUCGUCCUUAGAAAUUGACUAGUCAAACCAUACUGUUUGGAUUUAUUUACAAAUAUGCCCUGUAGAUAGAAUGAACACAUCUCAUCGAGUUGAAUCUUACAAUUACAAAUUUCUUUUUAAAAUGUUUGAGCAAGCUUGUCACAUUUCUUCCUAGUGGGUACUUAAUCAUAGGCUGAAAGAUCCACAAUCCCCAUGGUGUUUGUAUCAUCAUAGGAAGCCAUUUACAGAAUAUAGCAUUGAUGGCACAUCUCCCAUAAUGCAUUGUGAGACAUUUAGGGCCACAUACAUCUGGAGUACAAAUAGCAUUUCCCACUGCUGCACUGACUUAUUGGAAGGCGUGUAACUGUUGGUGGUAAGUUGGGAAACCUAGUUAGUUCUUGCAUGAGGACUGUUAUGAACAGUGUUACACGAUUUUACGUUUUAUCAUCACUAUUACAUACAGCUGGAUAAUAAUCUCCUGUGCACUUUUCAGAAGCUCUUGUUUCCCAAGUUUAACAGUAAACCAAUGUGAUAAACGCAUGUGCAGUCAUUCUGCACAAACUGUGAAUGUGCUACACUUAUUCCGGUAACCAAUCCAUGUUAGCAGCACACAGAAUUAUCUUCCUUUCCAUCAGAGCUUUGCAAUGGCACAAAGUGGACACAUUAUAACUCUUUAUCUAAAUGUGCAUUUCUUUUAAAUCCACAGUGCUCCUUGAAUGUAAUUUGUGUGGAAUCAGCAUGUACUGUAGACACAUAUAUGUAUAUGUUGUUAGACUGUAGAUUGUAUAAAGGAUGAAAGGUCUAUGUGUUCAAACAUAGAUGUACAUAAAAUAAAACAUUUUUUUGAAGACUUUUAAUCUUGUAUCUUUGUGAAUUUAAUAUCAGGCAAAGCAUAUCACCCAGAGCCAGCAGUUGGUGAGUUAUUGAACAUUUCAAUGGAAGCAUUUUAUUUAUAUAUCCAAUUAAUAGAUAAGUCCCCAAUGAAAACCUGCAUUUAUUACUGAAUUUUUAAUUGUAAGGGAUAUCUAAAAACUUUCCAAAAGCUGCAGAUCUAAUGUCUGCAGCCUUUGCUGGCCCUCCCCUUAGACAGACUCUGUUUGUGCUGGGAAAUGAAGCCAAAGUUCUCCAGGUGUAGACUGCAAGGUAGUCUGCACAAGGCCAAUGUGGGCAGUGUGGACACACAGGCACAUUUUUACUUGUAGGGGAAGGUAGGAGAGUGCACUUCCCACUUCUAUUAGCUUCUUGGAGCUUAUUGAAUCUGGAAGAAAUCCUUCCUGCAUGUAUGAUUUAAAGCCAGGGAGAGGUUUCUGCAAUUAUUUGUAAAAUUCCUGAUUUGAAGAAAGAAAUCAUACACUUUAUAAACUGCAAUGAAAAUAAGAUGCUCCUAACACACGAAGCAUCGUGUGUGUGUGUAGUGUCCCUUUAACCCCUUAAGGUCCAAAUUUUGGAAUGAAAGGGAAUCAUGUCGUGUCCUUAAGGGGUUAAAGGUUUCACAUGCUCAAUGGAUGGUAAGAGCCUCUGC